AUGUCCAAUCAAGAACAGUAAGAGAGGGGGGUAUUACUUCAUCAAGAAUUAACUCUUUUUGUGGACUCUUACCCUCCUCCAUCUUAGGAAAGUAAUUUGUGAUUUUGCUUUGUCUUUUACCAGGGCCCGAGGGGCUGAUUGCCGAGUCAGGCAGUAUACCCAACUCCUUGUAUUUUCUCCUAGUAAAAACCAUGGUAAAAGUGGUCUCGAUAUAGAGAGAGGGCAGUUUACCCCAGGUGCGACUGCCUUAGAUUGGGGGGCAAGUGGGGGUAUCAAUCUAUAUUCCCACCUGCUCUCUGCAACAGCUUCCUGAUGUGCUCAUCAACAGCCUCAAUAUAUUUCUCUAUUUUGAGUUCUCUGCUUUUAGAUCUUGGCAAUUGUCCUAAGCCUGUAGUUUUCACCUCAAUCAUGCGACCAGCGCUGUUUCACAAAUGCUGCAACCUAGUCAGAAUAUAAUAAUAAAACAAUGCUGCCAAAGAGACAGCAGUAAUAAAACGGCUAAAAACUACAUUAAAAUUAAAAUUGCCUUAUUUAGGCAAUUUGUGUGCAGCUGGAAAAGGAUAAUAGUGGAGUUUGGCUAUAGCGCAUGUACAGCUAUGAUAACCUUGUAUUUCGGGUCUUAGCUUAGUCUUUAGAGGCCAUCUUCCACCGCCCCAUACUGAACGAAGGAUAUCCAAGAGCCCCAGAAGGGAAACUUUCUGUGGGCUGGUUCGCUGAUUCCUUCUAGGUAGUCUUUCAAAGGCCUACCACAUAAGGCAGGGCACAGAACGAUAUCUUGCUGAAGCCGGUUUUCCAAACCUCCAGAAGGUCCUAUCCGAUACACUGUUGUGGAGUUAUUGUGUAGAUUAAAAAAUUCCUGUAAAAGACUCAGGGUGCCUUCACCAGGAGUCUCUGAGAAUAUAAAAGCUGGUCUCCUCGAAAGAGUUUAUUAAAAUGAAGAGUCUUUCCAGCUACAGCACUUCCUCUUCAACUAAGCAGGAAUGUUGUCCCCAGCUAGUUCACACAGCCCCCCAGCUGGGCGGGGGUCAGUCAGUUCAGUUAACCCCCGAAUCUCCAAGCUUUAUCUUUCUCUGUGUUCAGCUGAGCUGGGUGUCUAUGGGCCAAUCUCAAAGCAAAGCUCACAGUCGUAUCUCUCCUUACCCUCCUUCUCCAGGCACCGUUGGUCGGAUAAGCAGUUCACAGUUCUGUCUUUAGACCUCUUCUGUCUCUCUGCUCUCAGUUCAGGCAGCAGCGUUCUCUCCUCUCUGGCAACCUUGACCGGGCAGCUGAUAAGGAGGGAGGGAGCAGGCUGGGACAAGCUGAAGCUCACAGAGCCGACAGGAGUUAUAAAAAUGUUCAGAGUCUUUAAAAUGUUUUCCGUUUGUUAAAAAUUGGCAUCCGGAGGGCAAUUAAGAUAAGGUUUUUUAAAAAUAAAAGUGAGCGCCGGAGAGCGUGACUUGCCUCGGCGCCAUCUUGGUCAGAAGAUCGAAGUGAUUCAUUUUUAUGACUAAGAAGAUGUUCAGCUAAGACAACUUAUUCAGAGACCUGAGUUUUUUAUUCCAUUUGCUUCCAUCUUUUAUCAGCUUCCCUUCUGCCCUAGAAGGAGCUCUAACUGGGUGGUUGAAGAUAUCCUUGUGGCAUUCACUUUAGUCUCGCAACUGUGGGGUUUUUUUAUUUUUAAUUUGAAAGACUCCCACUUCAUAUAGCUGCAUCCUAUGUGGUUCUAGCAACAGAUGAACUGAGGAAAUUAACAUGGAGGACAGGUCUCCUGUGUAGUUUUUGUAUCGGAGCCACUGACCCUCAUUUUUAUGUGAGGACUACGGGAAGAUUUCCACAUAGCCUGUUCCUGCCACAUAAUUUUAAAUUCUGAAAAUCUAUCCCCACAAGCAUUUCUGAAGCUGGAUCAGUUUAUGAGUCCUGUUGCUAUUAGGAGUCACUGGGACGGAACUUGAACUCUUCCAACUGUCAGCCUGUGGAACCCAAGAUAAAAGCAAACAGUUGGCUGGCUCUCUUGGAAGUGGCAAAGAUGGCUCAGCAAAACUGAAACAGCCUCGGCAAAGAAGGCAUGUGAGAACCUUCCCUGAAGCAAGGACAGUUGAAAUUAUUUCCCUUUUAGAGUUAGAGCAGCCAUUAUUUAAACAAGGGUGGGGGGUGGAAUAGCAGGGAUUGUAAAGCCCCAUAUUUUUUGUUCUGUUUGCAUGGAGAGCUUUCUGUGGAUUUUUUUGAGAAAAACAGAGGGAUUGGGCAUCUUUAAAUCUGUCAUUUACUGGCCGUGUAAUCAAAUCAUAUAAAAUUGGAAAUGGGUGACCUCUCCAAAGUUUGUGCUGGUGAUAUGAACCCUACCAUAAGCUUUGGGUCACCCUAAAUCAUACAUUAUCAUCUUCAGGAGACUGCCUUCUACAAGACAGCAUGCAGUUACAAUUGGCCCAAUGAUUUUGUUUUGCUGGAUUUUUCUUUUGCUACAUUCCAUUGGGGAGUAUUACUGUAUUUGCAUGUAUCUGACUCUCAUUUGUAAUGUUUUACCUGGAUUUUUAGUAAUGCUCUAUUUAAGACAGAAAAACUACUUAGAGAGUACUUUUAAAAUGUGAAGUGGUAUAGAAAUGGUUUAAAGAAAGACAUGUUUAAUUUGGGCACAAGAUAAUGCCAAGUAUGGCACCCCCAUGCCAAUAAUAGGCAAUGUAGCAAUUCAUUAAUCUGCUGAAGAAAGUAUUACACUUUCUGUUUAAUAAUAAUAGAUAUAAUUAUUUACAUUAAUUAUAUUAUAAUAAUGAUAUAAUUAUAAUUACAAGUUGCCAAUAUGGUGUAGUGUUUAGAAUGCUUUAUAAUAUUAUUAACAUUGUAGGAAGGACAAAGAGAUUCUUUUGCAUAUAUUGGGAGUAUUAAAUAGAUCUUUGGUAUUACUUUGGUUUUAUCAUUAUGCUUGAGGCUUUCAAAUGAGUUUUUUUCUUAAUGUGAAUACCCACAUUUAGCUUUCUGUUGUUCUACCAUAUAUCUCUGUUGAAAAAACAGGAGUAAUGGGGGUAUCUAUGAUUGAGUAUUAUUGUUUCCUGCUCAUAAGAAAUAAUUUGAUCCUGCACCUACCAGUUGCUUAUAGUCUGCAUCUGGGGUGGGAACUAAAUCUUCUUUCUGCCAUACGUGAACCCAGUGUUUGGAACAGGAAGCAGGUUUCAGCUUGCAGUUUCCAUAGCACCUAAGGGGACUCUUUGAUGACCAAGCAUGUUGCUUUUACCUGCAUCCUUGUUGUCUUUCUUGAUCACUGUAUAUAUUGUGUGACUAUUGGGGGACCAGCUUUAUAUAUAGCUUUGAAUUAAAUGCACAUUUAUAUUAUUUUUACAAUUACAGAUGGCGCUGUUGCAGCUUUAUCUUGUGCUUACAGCUGUUCUACAGCUUUCAUCAGGACUUUCCUACAAUGUAAAUAGUAAGUUGUAUUUUACUUUAUUUCACCUUCCUAUUCUUGCGUACGGGUUAGUUACUAGUGUACUGAAUCUCGCAGCAAUGCAUUUGCAUGUGCUGUGAUUUGCAAAGGACUCCAUAAAGAUCAGAACUUUAUUUUGUCCUAGUGAUGUAUCACUAUAGGGCCCACCAAAGGGAAAUGUGUGCACACAGUUUGGGGAACUGAAUCCAAUAUAUUUUAUAUAUAUAUAUAUAUAUAUAUAUAUAUAUAUAUAUUACUGCAGCAGAUUCAAGAAGCUUCUUUAAAAAAAACCGCCAUAUUAAAGAGCAAGAGAUAUUUGCUAAUGAUGUUAAAUGUGUGUUGUCUAGGAGUCAAGUGAGCCUCAGUGAGAGCUUGGAAAGAUACUGACUGAAGCACAAAGGUUAAUUAGGUUGUCCAAACCCAUGCGGUCUUGCCUUGGUUUAAAGAUUGCCAUAAAUAUAUUAUUUAUUUUCUUAUUGCCCACCCUAAACCCCAUGUCUCCCAGUAAAACUUCCUUCCUGAGACUGCUAAUAAUAUCAAAUGUUGUUGAUGUGAUUAUUACUACUGUAUUUUUUAUUUAUAACUCACAAAAGCCAAUGCAAUCUAUUUCAGUCCCCAAUUUCAUUUUUGAUUUGAGUUUCAGUAUAUUCUAGUUCUGUAAUAUCAUCUUUGAAUAUAUUAGUGUUCAAUAUAUAUUUUUUCCUCACUCAGUGGUGGCCAAUUCGAGUUUUUCUUGCUACACAGGAGAUGAGCGGAAUAUGUCAUCUAAGGCAAUUAAACUGUUUCUUUCAGAUAAAAGUUUGGUAAGUUUCCAGCAAUGUAUUUCCAGUUGCAACUGAAUGGGGAGUAGCUCAGCAAAUAAUGCAUUUGUAUUAUGGCAGUGGGGAAUAACCUGCCGAUACACCAUUCUUCGGUUCAGCAGAAUUAGCUAAUCAAUUCUUUUAGCUAUUUCCCUCCCCCCCCCUCCAAAUUUAGGGAAAGGGAAGGGAAGGAGAAAGUAAUUAAAAUAAGGGCAUGGUACUAGUUUAUAAAUAAAUACCAACAACAGUAAGAAAGAACUCAUCGUCAGUUCAUAUUAUGGAUACCGAUAACCAUUGGUGCAUAAAUCAUAGAAGUUCAUUUAAGUUCUCCAAAUGUCCAGAUAGAUAUCCACACAAAGUUGAUAUCUAGAUGACAUACCAUAUUUUUUCGUCUAUAAGACGCCCCUGUCUAUUUUGGGGCCCUCAAAAUUUAGAAGAUAGGCGGGAUUGAGCUUUUGGGGAGGAUUAUUUGGUGGGAAUGCCAAAAAUCGCUCGCCUGCCAAAACGCAGCACACAACCGAGUGACGCAAACAGAAACCACCUAUCAGCUCCCCGAUUUCCACCAGCGGCCACCAAUCAUGCUCCCGCUUGCUGCGACAAAAGCAGCUGUCUAUUAGCUGCAGCAGCGGCAAUCAGGAGGGCUAACGGUGGUGAUCAGGCAGCUGUGAUGCAAGCGGUUGUGUGCUGUGUUCCGGCGGGUGAGCGAUUUUUGGGGACCCCCCCCCCCACAAUCAAGCAGCCAAUGCCGAAAAUUGCUCAGCUUCCACAAUAAAGCGCAAGCCCGAGUUUUUAAGUGGCGAUUGGCCGAUUGGGGGGAGGAGAUGCCAAAAAUGGCUCACCUGUCGGAACGAUGUGUGAGCCUGAGAUUGUAAGUAGCAAUUGUGACACGAGCAGUUGUGUGCUGCAUUCAGGCAGGUGAGCGAUUUCCGGCAUCCCGCCCCCCAACAAUCAAGCGGCCAAUCGCCGCUUACAAUCUUGGGCUUGCGCCAAAAAACCUUUCGCCCGUCCCUUCUCAGCACUACCUGUGUAUAAGACAAGCCUAAAUUUUGAACCUCAUUUUUUGGUCAGAAAAGCUCGUCUUGUACACAGAAAAAUGUGGUUUGUUUAAAUGGAUUGUUAGCUCUCAUCACUAACUUAAUCGGAAGCGGUUAGACUCAGAAGCUUAGCUAAAUGGAGUGAAAUAUUAUUGGUUAUUCAGUCUCCCCUUGGAUUUAACAACACCAUAUGUGAUUUAAAGAACUUUUAUUUAUUUAUUGGCAUCAAAACAAAACAUGGCAUUGCAGUUUGUUUAAAUAAACAAUAAAAGGGUGUUCUAGCUUCUGCACUUGCUGCAGCUAUGAAUAUAGCCAGGUAAUUUCUUUCUUUCUUUCUUUUUUUUAAUGAUAUUUAUUAAAGUUUCAAAAAAUACAUGAAAAUACAGAAUAAAGAAAAAAAGUAUAAAGUUUUUAAGAUAUAACAAAAAAGUAAAAAAUAAAGAAAAACGUACAAAAUAAAACAGUUAAAAACACAUUAAUUUUCCAUAGCCUAUCUUCCUUACACUUAUUUCCCCGAACCUCCUCAUACCUCCCUUCUUUGUAUUCCAGUUCAGUUUGUUAGUUCAGCAAAUCCUUACCAUUAAACUUUUACCCAAUUGUUAACCUUUUUUUUUUUCAUAUCUCUUAAAGCAUUGCAGCUAAAAACCUCUUAGUUUCUAUCCGACAUCCUUCUAAAAUUCCUUAAUUUUGCAAUAUUUCUGUAAAUAGUCUUUAAAUUUCUUCCAGUCUUCUUUCACCGACUCUUCUCCCUGGUCUCGGAUUCUGCCAGUCAUUUCCGCCAAUUCCAUGUAGUCAAUCACCUUCAUCUGCCAUUCUUCCAAAGUGGGUAGAUCUUGUGUCUUCCAAUACUUUGCAAUGAGUAUUCUUGCUGCUGUUGUAGCAUACAUAAAAAAGGUUCUGUCCUUCUUUGGCACCAGUUGGCCGACAAUGCCCAAAAGAAAGGCCUCUGGUUUCUUCAGAAAGGUAUAUUUAAAUACCUUUUUCAGUUCAUUAUAUAUCAUUUCCCAGAAAGCCUUAAUCUUUGGGCACGUCCACCAGAGGUGAAAGAAUGUACCUUCAGUUUCUUUACAUUUCCAACAUUUAUUAUCGGGCGAAUGAUAAAUUUUUGCAAGCUUGACUGGGGUCAUGUACCACCUGUAUAUCAUUUUCAUAAUAUUCUCUCUUAAGGCAUUACAUGCCGUAAACUUCAUACCUGUGGUCCAUAACUGUUCCCAGUCAGCAAACAUAAUAUUAUGUCCAACAUCUUGUGCCCAUUUAAUCAUAGCAGAUUUCACCGUUUCAUCCUGAGUAUUCCAUUUCAACAGCAAGUUAUACAUUCUUGACAAAUUUUUAGUUUUGGGUUCUAACAAUUCUGUUUCUAAUUUUGACUUUUCCACCUGGAAGCCUAUUUUCUUAUCCAAAUUAUAUGCCUCCAUUAUCUGAUAGUAAUGAAGCCAAUCUCUCACUUUAUUUUUUAAUUUUUCAAAACUCUGCAAUCUCAAUUUAUCUCCUUCUUGCUCCAAAAUUUCCCAAUAUGUCGGCCAUUUGGCCUCCAUAUUGAGCCUUUUCAGAGCUUUUGCUUCCAUUGGUGACAGCCACCUUGGGGUUUUAUUUUCCAAUAAAUCUUUAUAUCUUAUCCAAACAUUAAACAAUGCUUUCCUAACAAUAUGGUUUUUGAAUGCUUUGUGUGCUUUGACCUUAUCAUACCAUAAGUAUGCAUGCCAUCCAAAUACAUUGUUAAAACCUUCUAGAUCCAAAAUGUCUGUGUUUUCAAGAAGUAGCCAUUCUUUCAGCCAGCAAAAGGCUGCUGAUUCAUAAUAAAGUUUAAGGUCUGGCAGGGCAAAUCCACCUCUUUCCUUGGCAUCAGUUAAUAUCUUAAAUUUUAUUCUGGGCUUCUUGCCCUGCCAGACAAAUCUAGAAAUAUCUCUCUGCCACUUCUUGAAACAAUCCAUCUUAUCUACAAUUUGUAAUGUCUGAAACAAAAACAACAUUCUAGGCAAUACAUUCAUCUUUAUCACAGCAAUACGGCCCAGCAGCGAGAGUUUCAAAUUUGACCAAAUUUCUAAAUCUUUUUUCACUUCCGUCCAACAUUUUUCGUAAUUAUCUUUAAAUAAGUUCCCAUUUUUGGCUGUCAUAUUAAUCCCCAAGUAUUUCACUUUCUUUACCACAUUCAAUCCUGUCUCAUUCUGAAACCUCUCUCUUUCAAUCGGUGUUAAGUUUUUCUCUAAAACCUUAGUUUUUAACUUGUUCAAUUUAAAACCUGCCACCUGACCAAAUUCCUGAAUUAAUUCUAAAACUCUUUUAGUGCUAGAUUCUGGCUCCUGUAGCGUCAAUACUAGGUCAUCUGCAAAUGCUCUCAGUUUAUACUGUUUAGCUCCGACCUGUAUGCCCUUAACCAACCGGUCCUUUCUAAUCAUAUUUAACAGAACCUCCAGGACCGAUAUAAAAAGCAGUGGGGAAAUUGGGCACCCCUGUCGUGUCCCUUUUUCUAUCUUAAAUUCUUCCGUAACCACAUUAUAGCCAGGUAAUUUCUUUUACGUGCUGCAAGGCUAAUGAGUCUGGAAUCAGGAUUCUCCCUUUCUUCCCUCCUGUCCUAUGGACAGCAUGAACUUCAUGGAGCUACAUCAGGGGUUGCCAACCUUUGGGGGGGGGCAGUGGACACAUUUUGAAUUUGAAGGAAGUGCUGUGAGUGCCAGUCACAAAAUGGCUGCCAUGGGGAGUGUGGCAUAACACAUCUUGGCUGCUGUGCGGGGCAUGGAAAAACACAAAAUUAGUCACAGUACAGCCAUUGCUGCUGCUCCCACCCGCUUCCUGAACAGCCUCCCCGUGGUUGGCAAGCAAAUAGGAUGGAGCAACAGGCAAGAAGGGAAACCAUCCCUGCCAGUUUUUGCCCUGUGCAAAUCCUUCAAAACCAACCAGAUUCUGAGGGGGCAUUUUUUCUCUUUUGAGAUAAAACUUAAAAUAAAAAGCCAGGGACCACCAAGCUGGUGCCUGUAGGCAUCAUGGUGCUCAGACCCUCGAAGAAAGACCCCUGUAGAUGCUGGGUUAGCAGUUCCUGAGGUAACUGCAAAGAAAGACCUCAGGAUAUUGUAAUUUUCGCAGGAAGGGGCCUUGGGGUGCAACAGAAGAUAAACUUAAACAUUUUAGGCCUUGCCUGAAGUCUCUCCCCUCACAGUUCUUCCUCCAGGCACAGCUCCCUUAUGAGGAGUCCCAGGGCAGGAGGGUGGGGCAAGGCAGGUGGAAGGAGGCCUGGCCUGAUGAAGAAAGCCUUGCCAACACUGCCUCAGGAUAUUGUCAGAGAAAGGAAGAGGAAGGAUGGCAGGAAGGGGCCUCGGGGUGCAACAGAAGGUCAAACUUAAACAUUUUAGGCGUUUUGGCUCAUUAAACCAUCUAUGGCCUUUUAAAUGUGUCUUGGGGGGGAUCUAUUGUGAGAUUUUUUGCUAUUAUAUUACGGUACAUAUUUUGUGCUUUUAUAUUGUAAACUGCCCUGUGAUAUUCAGGUAUAUUAAUUUGUUAGAUAAUGAUCAUUUUCUCUACUUUAACCCUAAAUUGCCUAAUUCUCUGUGGCACUUGCCCAUGCCAGCCAAAAGCAGGCAAAAUCACCUGAGAGAGGGGGAGGGCAAGUUGUCCCACAAAAUGAGGAUUUCUACCUUCCUUUCCUUUCUGGCUCCUUAAAGCCUUCUUUAUUGCAGCUUCCGCUUUUGAAAUCAACAGUCCAGUUUGUUAGGUUGCCAUUUAAAGUUUUAAUAAUUCCAGAUGUUGUGGAUAUGUGCUUCGUAUGUUAAUCCUGGGUUUUUUCCCCCUUGUUAAAGAUUGUCCGCUGUCAUUUGUAUAAUAUCAAUAAGCCCGACACCUUGGAGAACAGACGGAAGAAUCUAGUUCUUUUUACUUCAGCUGGUCUUGCUCCCAGCAUCCAGAUCUUCAACAGUACCUACUCCAAAGUCUUCUACUUCAAAAUGACUCUGGUAAAGCAUUGCGGAAGGGCUCAUAGCACAUCAUUUACAUGCAGAAGGUCCCAGGUUCACUCCCUGGCUAUUUCCAGUUAAAAGGGAUCAGGUAGCAGGUGGUCACCUCUGCCUGAACUCAGGACAGCCACUGUCACCGGAUACUUAAUUAAGCAAUGCCAUAACAUUUGGCUGGAAACUUACAGUGGUCCAAUGUGUAGCCCAAGGACCACAUGCAGUCCUCAAGACCUUUUUUGGUGGCCCUCAGCAACAUUUGACACCCCCUCAGCCCUUGCAUUGCCUUCCCAAAGCCAGCUAAGUGAGGUGCUGGGUUUGGGAAAGGAGGCGCAAAGGCUCUGCCAAGGUCCUAGAACCCUAUUACCUCCUUCCCGAAGCUGGGAAAGCGCUAACUGCAUCAAGGCAGUUUGUGGCCCACAGAUUACAUGGUCAGAGUACUCUUGCGGCCCACUUGGUAUAAAAGUUGGGCUAGCCUGAGCUAGAUGGACAAGCAAUCUGACUUGGUUUAAGGCAGGUUCCUUGGGUGGAUCUACACUCAUGGUUUUAAAUGUUAUUUCUAAGGUUUUAAACGUUAUUUGUAAGGGCUACCUGCAAAAUUUCAUGUUUGGAUCUCAAUGUUUUGUAUAGACAUGUCUGCCAUACUGGAUUUUAUUUAGGAUAAAUGGGUCUUUUGGGAGCAAAAUAUAACGGAAACAAACAAGACUUCAAACUAUAAUAUCAGUUAGUCCAAGAAUUUCUUUAGAACAUGGGUAGGCAAACCCAAUUACGUUCUAAAUCCGGCCCGCAGACGGUCGAGGAAUCAGCAUCUUUUUACAUGAGUAGAAUGUGCCCUUUUAUUUAAAAUACAUCUCUGGGUGAUUUGUGGGGCCUGCCUGGUGUUUUUACAUGAGUAGAAUGUGUGCUUUUAUUUAAAAUGCAUCUCUGAGUUAUUUGUGGGGCAUAGGAAUUUGUUCAUUUUUUCUCUUCAAAACAUACAGUGUAUUCUCGAAUAUAAGCCAACUUUUUCAGCACAUUUUUUAUGCUGAAAAAGCCUCCCUCAGCUUAUACUCAAGUGAGGCAGGCGGUGGCAGAGAGAUGAGCCCUUUUUUGCCCCUCGUCCCUCUGCCACCGCCCGUAAGCUAUGAGACUAUCAGCUACGAAAAUUCAUAAUUGGAAAAUCAGUCUGCACAGCAGUUUACCUAAAUGUAUGUGACUCUUCAAGUAUUUAAGACUAAAAAUCUUGGGUUACCAUCCUUUCUUUAAACAAAAGGGAGAAGGUGUGGAUUCGUGGAGUAUUAAAAUCAACCGAGAAGAGUUAACAUAUAAUACAGGUGAGAGAUUUAUAAUUUCCACUUAUUUAUCCUCACUGGCUAUUGAUGCUUCCUUGUGUUGUUGCUGCUGUUUUUGUACUCAUGUAAGGUGGUGAGUACAUCUCAUUUCAAAAGAAAAAUUUUGCACAAAAUCCUGCUAGCAGGGGAGAAAUUUGACAACUUGGUAGUGAGCAUUUGGCACAAUCUCAAAUGGUGCAUAAGUAGUAUACCAACUUCAGUGGAGAGAAAGCCAGUUUCGGGAUAAUGUAUAUUGCACUUAUUUUUGUAACUCACUCUAUUUCGUGAAGGGUGUGUUAUAAGUCUGAAUAGAAAAAAAGAGAAAAAUAAAUUGGCCAGAAAAAAUAUGCAGGAAUGUUCAUUACUAAGAAUUCAGUUGAAGAGCAGUGCACCAUCGUAGGCAACAUUUGAGAAGAGCAUGUAGGCAUCAUCAACUUUGGCGAUCGCUCGUAGCCGAGUAAUAUUGACGUAAGCAUACAGUAAUAUCCACUUGUGUCUAUCUGCAAGUGGAAUGGGUUUCCACUUGUGCAACAAGGCUUUGCCCCCUGUGGACCCCUGAAAUUUGCUCCAGAGGGUUUGGUCGUGGGGAUUGCAAGAGGGAGGAGAAAAGGAAACCAUGUUGUGUGAGCAAAAGCCUGUUUGCUUGACGUUGGAUAUCACCCAUAAUACUUGUGUACUUAUAUGACUAAUCUGUCUCUGUCUUUCUUGUACAUGCCGCUGAAACAGAUGUUAAUCCAAUUGAGGAAUGGUUUGUAAAAUUUAAUAUGCAUCAUGGUUUAAAUAUGUUCACUACUACGGGAACCUUGUUGGAUAUCGUACGAGGUACGUCAUAGCUCAUAGGGAGUUUUUGCGGUUUUGUAAGUAAUUCUGGUCUAUUGGAAAUUAGCACGAACACUAAGUAUAAAGUUUUCUGAAUUUAUUCAUAUGAUAUAGAAAGUUAUAUUUAUAUUCCGCUUUUUUGGCCCAAAGUCUCCAAAGCAGUAAACAACAUUGAUACAUAUGAAUAGAAAAGAAAUUAAUGAUAAAACUGCAAUACAUCAUCAUCACAAUAAUAAUAAUUUAUUAUUUAUACCCCACCCAUCUGUCUGGAUUUCCCCAGCCACUCUGGGUGGCUCCCAACAGAAUAUUAAAAAUACAAUAAAACAUAAUGUGUCACACCUUAAAAACUUCCCUGCCUUCAGAUGUUUUCUAAAUGUCAGGUAGUUGUUUAUCUCUUUGACAUCUGAUGGGAGGGCGUUCCACAGGGCGGGCGCCACUACCGAGAAGGCCCUCUGCCUGGUUCCAUGUAACUUUGCUUCUCGCAGUGAGGGAACCACCAGAAGGCCCUCAGAGCUGGACCUCAGUGUCCGGGCUGAAUGAUGGGGGUGGAGACACUCCUUCAGGUGUACUGGGCCGAGGCCGUUUAGGUCAGCACCAACACUUUGAAUUGUGCUUGGAAACAUACUGGGAGCCAAUGUAGGUCUUUCAGGACCGGCGUUAUAUGGUCUCAGCGGCCACUCCGAGUUGCCAGUCUAGCUGCAACAUUCUGGAUUAGUUGUAGUUUCUGGGUCACCUUCAAAGGUAGCUCCAUGUAGAGCGCAUUGCAGUAGUCCAAGCGGGAGAUAACCAGAGCAUGCGUCCAUGGGCAGAUAGGGUCUCAGCCUAGGGUACCAGAUGGAGCUGGUAGAAAGCUGCCCUGGACACAGAAUUAACCUGCACCUCCAUGGACAUCUGUGAGUCCAAAAUGACUCCCAGGCUGUGCCCCUGGUCCUUCAAGGGCACAGUUACCCCAUUCAAGACCAGGGAGCCCUCCACACCUGCCCGUCCCCCCAAAACAGUAAUUUUGUCUUGUCAGUUGAAACAAAAUAUCAUACUGGCAGGAUUUCCAAUGGCCACCAUCAUGAAAAAAGAGAGUAUCGUGUGUGUGUGUGUAUGUGUAUUUUACUAAGAACAGGUCUAAGGAAGGUAUUCGUUAUUUGAAGUGGUCUCCUAGUACUCUUCAAUUUCCAGCAGACUUAGACAACCUCGUCUCUUCUGUAUGCCUUCACCCACUUCUGUAUUUCCCCCUACCUUCCACCACAGUGAUGGCAGUCCCAUUCCCAUCCCCCACCCCAACCCUGGACCAGACUGAUAACGUCCUUUACUCACCUCCAAGGGUGUUCCCACAAAUUUCAGAGAUAGUCACAUAUUCCCUUCACUCAACUGUAUUUUCUUUUUAAGUAAAAAGCAGAAAGAAUUUUUGCUUUCUUAAACAUUAGUGCUCUUUUGCAGAUCCUCUUCUUCAGUGGUUUUGGACCCUUGGUGAAAACGUGGAAGUUAAUGAUACAUUGUCUAAAGUAGCCAAUAUCAAAAUAGCAAAAACUCCUUGUGCAAGUGAUGUAGCAAUAAUUGGUCUGAUUUAUACAACAAGAAAAAUAGGUAAGUGUCUUGCAUUUUUACAUAAUUAGCUGAUCCACCAGCUUCGUUUUCCAACUGGGUACAGUGGGAUGUAAAAGUUUAAAUAAAAUAAGUGUACUUGUUUACUCAGAAGUAAGUCCCACUGUGUUGGCUAGGGCUUAAUCCUAUACUUGCUUGGGAGUAAGUCUCAUCAAAUGCAGUUGGUUUUGCUUGUGAAUGCAUUUGUUACACUUCUACUACACAUGAGUGUUCUGCAACUAGCUGUUAACCUGUGAAAUGCUGGCUCCGUGUGCAUAUGUGUCCCCUUGGGGAAGAUUGUGUGCGAAUCUAGGUCUAUUAUUUCAGGUCAGUAGGGGUGAUGGUGGAAACCCUGCUUCUAAAGAGGACUUGCCUGAUUCCAUCUGAAUAGAUCACCACCUGGAUCAAAUCAUGAGUCUACUUUAGAAUUCACAUUCCAGCAAAUUCCUUUAUGAGAUAGUCUGAGGGUUCAGCACUGCCUCUGUUCCUAUUUACUUUUUUCCCCUUCUAAAAUGUUCCACUCUCUAGUAGGGUUGCCAUAUGUCCGUAAUUUAACUGGUGAAAAUAGUGUCCGGGGGGGAUUUCGGAAAAUUGGCUAAAUGUCCGGAAUUUUGAGCUCAACAACUUUGAGUUUCAUUAUUUUCUAAAAUAAUGUCUGCUCAAUAGCUUUGAGUUUUCCAAAAAAAGCUCAGCAACUUUUACUUCUAGAAAUAUGGCAACCCUAGGCAGCAGGGAAAGGCCUUCUUGCUGCCAUGUGCUUUGAAAAGAGUAGAGGAGCAAGUUCCCCUUGGAGCAACAGGACUGAGGAUAUUCUGUUGUUCUCAGAGGGCCUGGUGCAGCUUUCAUGGACAAUUCCCUCUCACAGCAAUGGAAAAGACUUUGUUGUUGUUGUUUACAAAAAGAUCAUUUGCAGUUUUGCAAACCUUGUGCAUCGCUGGCACUAUUUUAGCUCGGCAAGCAAUGACACUUGCAUACUGAGCAUUCAAAAUAGAUGGAAUAAAUGGUAGGUAUGCAUUUUUUGAAAUGGUAUCCCCUCCCCCAAAAAAGAAACAAUUAAUUUGAAUUAUUUGCUCACUGGUUUGUUUGUUUUUAGUCAAAUAUGUGUGUGAUGGUGAAAAGCAUGACUGCUAGAGCAUUUUGCUGAGAAUCUCAGGUGGGAAGGAGAGGACAGGACACAACCACUACACUGUAGCGUAUUCUACAAUAGCCAUAGAAAUACACCAGGGAUAUGUUUGCAACUGUCCCCCACCCCAUACUGAACCACCUGCCUGUGCUUAUUAACUUAGAUAUGUGGUACUAGAAAAGCAGGCAGACAUGCUUUCUUUCAGUGUGUGCAAGUAGGUUUGAGCUGAGUAUUUAAGGUCUGUAACUACAUCUGUGGAUACAGGGGUGCUUAUUUCUGGAUUUUGCUGCUGUUGGGGUGAUUAGUUGUGCUUCUACCCAGGCUCAGCAUAUAUUUGUAAAUAAACUCAAAUAUCACAGAGAAACCUCCAGUCAUCUCUUCAUCAAAAGCAAACCAAACCAGCUACGCUGCUGAAAUUUCUGGGAAAUAUGAAGCUUUAUAACAGUGUCAUAAAUACUUGUAGCCUUGUUUUAUACUGUGAUUCACUUUUCAUGUAAUGCAUUGUUUUCUUUCGUAUUUGUAGGACUAAUUGUAGGAGUGACUGACAGUGGAUUUAUGGAUGGGGAUACGGUAUGGUUUAACUUGUCUGCUACCAUUUGUGCCAUCUUGGAAAACGGUAAUUCUUAUUUUCAAUUGUUUAAUUAACCCAUAUGCACUUCCUUUUUAUUUGUAGCCUGUCCUACCCCAAGGCCUUAGGACAUGUUGCACUUUCAUAGAAUGUACGGCAUUGGUCUGAAUAUAGACUACACCCCUAAAAUGAGAUCUCUCAAAACAUAGCUUCUCUAUUUAUAAAAGUGUCACUAUAGACUGCACUCAGCUUUUAUAUGAGUCAGAUUUUGGGGGGAAGUGUGGCCUAUAUUCAGACCAAUACAGUAAUUGUAGGUCUCAGAGUGAAGGUUGUGGUGUGAUGUCCAGUUCAGAAUCCUAGGAUCUGGAGAGCCCUCCCUCAUCCCUUUUCUUUGGACAGUGAUAAGAAAGAAUCUCUGCCUCCUUAGGUCCCAAAUUUCAGCUUCUUGGAUAUGGGAACCCUCAUCCCUCAGCAUUUAGGGUCUUCUCUCCCUGGGGUGGGAUUGACAGGUCAGAGUCUACAGCCUGUUUAGGGCUUUUGACUGACGCCAGCCUUGAAUCUGGCAUGUUGGGCUACUGCCGCUUUCAGCUGUGGUUCCCAGGGUUGCCAUUUUUUUUACUCUGGAGUGCAGAACCUCCAAGUGUCCCUAUUUUCCAGAGACAGUCCCAGAUUUACAGGAGCUGUCUCGGUUUCUGAUUUGAUCCCAGAAUGCCCCACUUUUUCUUAGGAUAGCCCUAUUUUCACCAGAGAAAUACUGGAGGGUAUGGAGUUAUCUGACCCCCCAAGUCAUCUGAAGGCAGCCCAGUAUAGGGAAGGUGGUUUUUUAAAUGUUUAAUGUUUUAUUGUUUUUUAUAUGUGUUGGAAGCCACCCAGAGUGGCUGGGGCAACGAAGUCAGAUGGGCAAGGUCAGAAGAGUCAGCCUCUGUUCUUGCUGCCCCCUGAACUUGCCUUUGCUAUAUCUUUUUUUAAAAAAUGCAGCAGAGGAGCACGGUUCGAAAGACCAGACUUCAUCACUCCACCCUCUCUAAAAACCACAUAGAUCUAGACCUUCUUCAAAUGCAUAUCAUGUGCAUGGAUUGCCCAACAGAUCUGGGUGUCUCAAUAUGGGUGUAAUUUGCCAUGUCUAUAACAAGUAAUGAUGGAAGUCUGAGAGAUGCAACUCAGGUUACUCACAGUGCCUUUUCUCUCCUCAAGAUUGUUACGGACUUGCGCUUGUGGAUCUCACCGUAACAAAUACUCGUCUUGUACUCCUCACCUCACUAGGAUUAUUUAUCAGUGAUGAUCUGCGCAUUAAAACUGGAAAGCUGUUGCAGGUACAUAUGUGCACUUCUAAAUAUCCCUGUGUCCCUUUCCUCCAAUCAUCUAAUGUUUUAAAAAACACUGGUAAGCAUACUGCAAAAAAACUAAGUUUGGAAGAUCUCCUCCUGAAAUCUAUUAUCAGUUCAAUGCCAUACAUGUCUGCUCAGAAGACAAUCUCGUUCAGUUUAAGACUAUAACCCUACUAUACACAAUUUCCUGCAAUUAAGUCCCAUUGAACAUGGUGAGAACUACGUCUGGGUAGGCACAUCUAGGAUUGCGUUGUUAAUCUGUGUACUAAUUGUUCUCUUCCCAGUUCUCCUGAUGAACUAAGUGUAUGAAGAGGAUAAGCUGGUUGCUCCAGCUUAGCUGCAUGGCUUUCACAAGCCAUUCUUGUGUUCCUAUAUCAAUAAUUUAGAAACUUUCACCACUUUGGAACUAAACCAAGUUUUACUGCCUGUGCAACGUUUUUGAUUGAUGUGUGGAAAAGCAUAUGAACCAAACCUUUGAAGAGAAUUUGUAUGUGAACCAUUUUAACCUGGUGAGAGCCAGUGUGGUGUAGUGGUUAAGAGCGGUAGUCUCGUAAUCUGGGGAACCGGGUUCACGUCUCCGCUCCUCCACAUGCAGCUGCUGGGUGACCUUGGGCCAGUCACACUUCUUUGAAGUCUCUCAGCCCCACUCACCUCACAGAGUGUUUGUUGUGGGGGAGGAAGGGAAAGGAGAAUGUUAGCCGCUUUGAGACUCCUGAAGGGGAGUGAAAGGCGGGAUAUCAAAUCCAAACUCCUCCUCUUCUUUUUCUUACCACACAUCUUUUUCUAUGCUAGGGGAAGUGGGAAACUUUGGAAGGAACUUGAAAGGGCAAAUUUUAAAGGUCUUAACAGCCUGGAGCAACCUAGCCAGAUGGGCGGGGUAUAAAUAAUAAAAAAUAUUCUCAUAUUCCUAUGCUUCACGUUUGCUGCAUAUUUUGUGAUUUUAAAUAUCUGCUGGGGUCUCUCAAUAAAGAGUACUUGCCCCAAACUUGGAUCUUGGUAUCCAGGACUUCUCCUUUGUGUACCUGUUUUUUCUUUGCACCAACAGUAGCUUUGCUGCAAUUAAUAGAUACCUCUUAUAUUAAGAUCAAUCUCUGUGGCCCUGCUUCAGGAGUGCUACCUUUAGAAGUGAAGGGGGUUGUGACAGGGCCUUUUCUGUUGUAGCCCCUUGUCUUUGGAAGCCUUUUCUGUUGUAGCCCCUUGUCUUUGGAAGCCUCUCCCCAGAGAGUUUUGCUGGCACCAUUGUUGAAUUCUUUUUAGUGAUGGGUAUGGUACUUGAUUUCCUUAGGUGUUUUAGCUGUUGGUUUGUAGCUAUUGCUUAUUUCCUGUUAUCUCACAGGAAAAGUACAUGCCCUGGCUAGGUUGCCCCAGGCUGUUGGUGGAGGCAGGCUUCUUAUGUCACUCAAAACAACCAAUGAUCAUGUUAAUAAUAUUGAGUGUAAGUGGUAAAUGAAUAUGUAAAGUAAUACACUUGUGAAAUUCCUUGUGAAAAGUGUGGGAGAAAGUGAUGAUUCAUACAAUUUGGUCUUACUGUGUUUUAUUUCAGUUCGGCAAACCAACCUUAUGUGGCUUUGAAAUGGUGAGAAAUUGCUAAAUGUUGUGUUUGUUGUUCUCAGUGGUGUGUUUUUGUAACAUCUCACAAAUGAUGUUUUCUGAAACUCUUUCUGGCAUUCGUUUUGUUAGCCAUUUAGAAAUAAGUGUCCCAAGGAUCAUAAAUCAUGUAGUAUACAGAUCCUAACAAUGAAAUCCAGAGACCCUGGUACACUGGGCAGAAUGCUAACAUUGGCUUAGUAUUGACAUCAAAUGUGUUGUCAGAAUCCUAUGCAUUUCCAGCUGCAAGUUCAAAUGUAAAUGGCAGCACUCUAAAGGAGAGAAAACUUAGCAAUAUAUUGUGAUACACACACCCACCCCAGCACUGACACAAUGCAAUCUCUGUAUGCUAGGCAACUGACACCUGCAAGUCAGCCGUGUUGCUUCCAUGCCCUCACCCACCUCGACGACACAUAGAAGACAGAAGCUUGCAGGCACACACACAGAGCCCAAUAAACAUAGCUUUCUAGCGACAACACAAUUGACAGGAAAACUCACAGGGAAGAAAGGUUGGCUAGCUCACCAGAACCCUUGGGUGGCUUUAUGGCUCCCCUUGGGAGAUGACGUUAGACAGAGGAUCCACAAAUGUCGGGGUCUGAGCAAACAGCGCCUCAGGAAGGAACUUUUUGACAACGUGAGGGAAGGACCACAAUGAGACAAGUUAUUCCUUCACCGGGAACCACGCUCAGGUAGCAAACAGAGGGAGGACUUAAGGCCUGCCAGGCAUAAAUAUGGAAUUAAGACAGCUCUCACAACUGUCAUGCCAAAGGCACAAAAUGGGAGGUUGCACCUUACACUCCAGCUCCCUUAGCCACACAGCUAUACAAGCAUCAGAAUGUUAUUUUUCACUCCCUAGCUUCCCACAGCAUCAGGAAUCAGUUGCUUGAUGGCCAACGCCUUGCUUUUUAUUUUCUCAUAAGACACUGAAUUUCAUUUCUCCAACCCCACCCCCCAUGCUGACCAACUGCGUGGUUUGUAGACAGGAGAAUUAUUGGGCCGUGUUUGUUUUCAUUUUUAUUAUGUACUCUGUGUUAUUUUAUUGAAAUUUUAUGUUGUGAACUGCCCUGAGUUAUAGGUUAUAGGGUGGUAUACUACUACUACUACUACUAGUAGUAGUAGUAGUACUAAUGGUUUAUCACAGUCACAGUUCACAGAGGAACUGUGAACUUUGAAGUGCUGAGGGAUGUGUGUAGAUGAACUCCUUUUACUCUUGUCCCAGUCACAGACUCAUCCUGGAGAUUGCUGGAGUAACAAGCUGAAUGAGGGUUGGGGGAAGGGAUCCCUCUUGGCCCAUUCCCAUUAAUACAGAGAAUAGAGCUAUAACUCACAAAAACUUUUAUAAAUUGCUUAGAGGCUAUUGCAAUUAAGCAGUAUAUAAAUUACUGUGAUAAAGCAGUGAGUUUUGAAAGCAAGACAUAGGAUAGUGCAUUGUAUAGUUCCAGUUGCUAGUUUCCACUUGUGUGCUAUAAUUUCAGAGGACAAGAGGAAUUGGGUCUCAUUGAAGCCAUAUAGCUAUCCUUUGAUCUGUGAAUUCCCUGACAAGGUUAUAUAAACAGCUGUCAAUGUGUUAAAUCAGAAUUCUGUGCUGCAUGAGAAGAACAGAAAGAGGCAGUGGGGUAGUUUUCUUUUCUCCUGACUAUCAUUGGGAACUGGAAUGAGAUCUUGGGGAAGUUGGUAUCUCAACUACAUCUUGCUCUGCUUCUGACAUCUCUGUAAUUCUGUCUACUUUUGGCCAUCAAUUCUCUUGAGUUGUUCCACCACCAGCACCACUACUAAUAUCACUGGCAUUGCCACUAGAAACUAGAAAGCUAGUCCUGUUUUCUGACAUUUGGCAGUAUUGUCCACUGUCUUCCUUGGCUCCACAGAGGUUUUUAGGCAAUGUGUGAUAGUUAGAAAGGACGACUUGUGCCUCAGCAGACCCUUUCAGAAUCUUAACAGCUAUACUAUGCAAAUGCACUUGGCAUGCUAAGUAUUUCCUUGUCUUUUUCUGCCCACAGGAUGAUUAUCUUAAAGCUGAAAUAUGGUACAGCCGCCAGUGUCUAGCUAAUAAAGAAUUAUAUGAAAGUAAGGAAACCAGGGACUCAGCCAGAUUGGUAAAGAAAAAGUGAUUUAUAUGUGUUGAAUGUGUAACUUGAAUCCAUGGGUUCUCCAACGUUAUGGAGAAAUAUAGCUGUGUCAUCUAAUGUCCUAAUGUCUGCUUCUAAUGUCUUCAUGUAGCUGUUGAAUAGCAUGGAGGACAAAAUAGCACCCUGCAAAACUCCAUAGUGUAAGUGGAGGCAAAGAGCACUCCCGCAAUGCUUUCCUGCAAUAAACCAGCUCAAGGCAGAGAGCAUGCCUCUCUGCUCAUAUACACUUAUAUAUUUUAAGGCAUGUAACAAAAAUAAUUUCAAAAUUUCACCCUGAGUUCUUUUUAACUGUUCACAUGAAACUGGGUUGAUGUCUUUUGUAAACUAUAUUUUAGAAGUGCAAGCACUGAGUUGUAGCUAAUAUAUUUCUGCUUUUCUUGCAGCGGACUAUGUUAGUCUGUCAUUCAACAAAGAUAAGUCAUUGAGCCAGGUAAGGCAAAUGACGAUAAAACCUUAUGAAAAUUUGCCGAUGUAUAGUUGAGGUUUGGUGCAUUCUGUUCAGUACAUAAUUUGACUUCCUGGCCACCUUGGCAAAUUAAUGUUCAGAAAUCAAAAGGACAGUUGAGGCAAUUUAUUACUGGAAGCUUUUGUGGUUGUUAUCAGAGCUUUUAGGGAACUGGCUGCCAUAUGCUAUUAGGAUACGUUCAAAGUUCUUGUAUUUAUUUACAAAGCCCUACCUUGUAGCAUAAGGAGCAUCUCAACCUUUAGAUCACUACCUGAUCACUGAGGUCUUUGGAGGAGUCACUGUUUGGGGUCCCCACACACCCUUGUAUUCACCAGGGCCUUUGGUUCAGUAUUGUGGGUCCAAAAAAGCAGGUUCAGAGCCCCAAUCCAAAACAGGCUUCUGAUCCAGGCUUCUCAGUCCCACAACAGUUUCUGGCAGAAAAUUCUAUCAACCUCACUUCAGUUUGCCUCUGCGGAUGCUAUGCAGGAAAAUUGAAGUCACAGGUGAGUGAUUUUCAGCAGAAGAAAACUGGUGCCAGGCAAGAUGAAGAUGAAGGCAUUUUGUAACAGUUUUUUCUUCAAAAUAAAAAUGGCCAGUUUAAACAUAUACACAGGCCCUGCUUUCUGCCUGCUAGCCAUGCAAAAAUUCACAAAAUGUCCAAAUUAAAGAAUUAUUCUAUGCUUCACUAUACACUCCACAGAUUCAGAUAUCUGAACAUCCGGAGUUUACCCACUUUCUUACUCCUUGCAUGUCUUUGCUUUGCUAGUCAGUGGCAGCUAUUUGGGCGAAGAAACCAUGCAGGGAGGGAGGGAGGGAGCGAGAGAGAUCGGACAAAUCAGAGCAGGAGAGAUUUGAAAAUUCAUUUCCCCACUUUGUCUUUCUUUUGCUGUUAAGCUGAAGCCAUCUCAGGAAGAAACCAUGGAGAGAUGGGACUGGGGUGGGGGUGGGGGGGAGAUCGUACAAAAACCACGGUUAGAAACGUUUGCACAGGAAUUGAUGGAAAUGAUGUGAAUGCUUGCCCAUGGAAUGAUUUCCAGGGAAUGCAUAGUGUUUGGUUAGAAGGACCUGUGUGUAAUUUUUUUAAAAAGCAUCAAUAAUGUGCAAUUUGGCCCUUGCUCUUGUAAAAUCUUCUUGCUUUGCUUCUUGUUUGCUUUAUACAGGAGAGGCCUGCUGAGUGGAGCACUGACACGGCGAGUUGCUGCCACUUACCAGGAAGGAGGACAGGAGGGGCAAGGUAAUGGGGAAACCACUGCUGCAUGGGUGCAUCAUCAUCAACAUCAUCAUGUUGGUGCACCGUACAGCUCUGACCUUUCUGUUGCCUUGGCCCUCCACUUCUCCCUCCUGGUCAGUGGCAGUGGCUGUCCUGCUAGGAGGCCAGGUACACACCAUUGCCCCUUCCCACUAGCCACUCCUGUAUAUUCAGAGCUCAGUGGAUUCUCUAGCAAAGCUUUUAAGUUCGAACAACGAUGUAUUUCUAAAUCGAUUACUUUGCAUCCUUUUGUUGUUGUUUUUUUUUUUUAAAUCAGGAAUCCACUUGUUUCUAUAGCAAUGAUACAUUUCAAAAAUGGCACAGCUGCUUGCCUCACAAAAUGAAAGGUGAAAGGCACUUAUCCAGACGGGUGGUUUCUUUUCUCGUUGAUUAUGAACAGAACACUGGCAUCGCUUUGUUAUCUCAACAGGUACAAUGCACCAAAGGACUCUGUUUUAAUUGAUACCUCUGAACAGAUGGCAAUUUGCUGCUCUUGUUUAGAAUGGAUUCUCAUUUUUUGUGAUGUGAUUUAUGGUUUGGUGAAAGCAUUUUAAUUGAAUUAGAAAGGGGGCAAUUCGCAAUGGAUGGGACAACUGAUUGAAAGCCCCCUCUCCCCAUUUUCCCUGGCUGACCCACCAAUAUCAAAACUGUGUCCUGCAAUAGCCUCAACUCCCUCCCCACCCCACUGCCAAGCUGAGUUCCUUCAGGAGGAGUGGUGGGAUAUUAAUUAACUAAUUAACACAUAAACUUCCACAGUUCACCUAAGUUCACAGGUAGUCUAUGAAUGCCUUUCUGAAGACUAUAGAUCCUUCUGUUCCCUUUCAGUUCCAUGAUUCCAAUAUAUAUGUUGGAUAUUUUCUUCAAAACAAUGGCCACGGUGAUGUUUUAAAAAGGAAACAUUUUAAAAUGAGGCAUUGUAUCUUCUGGUGCUCUGAUCCCUGCAAUUGUUGUCUUUUCUAAAACAUCUCUUCUUCUUUGUCAGUUACAAAUGCCACAGGUGCCUUCUUCCUCCCUUAGAACAAUAAUCAGGCAAUAUAUUUUUGAUUGCCUCUUAGAAGGCAGAGGAAGUGCCCAGAUAGAUUGCAUCUGGGCACCUCUUCUACUGCAUUCUUAAGGUCAGUAAAAGUGUGUUGUUGUUGUCUAAUUGCUCUUGGCCAGUCUUUCCUUCCGUCUGAGGCACGAGGGCAUUCAGCUAACUAAAAGUCCCGAAUCUGGGCUCAUAGGUGCCAAUUCCCUGGGGCCCUGGGUGCCCAAACCCCCACAAAAUUCCCCAUGAAGGGGCCAGGCACCCACAAAUUUUGGUGUCAGGGCCAAGCAUGCGGCAUGGCACCCACGACCCUGGGCAACCACGGUCGCAGGGCCAAGCUGACACUCCUGCUGGGACUUUGAGGCCUGUCUAACAAGCACUUCCUGAAGAGGCAGAAGCAGCAGUGUGGCAGAGAAGAAAAUGAAAUCCGUACUUGGAUUACUUGAUCUUCUUGCAGCAGAAGGGCAUUCUGCCCAUCUGAGUGCAGUUCUGGCUCCAUAUGGCAGCUGUUUGAGCCAGCACUUCAUGUAUGUUCCCUUUUCUCAGCUUCUUUUCUGAACUUAGAGGUCCCAGCAUCUCAGAAAGUGCUUAUUAGCUGUGCCUAAGGGAUGAACCAGGGCCUUCCCUUCAAUGAACGCCUUCCUGGCAAUGAGAAGGUCUUAACCAAGUAUAAAUUGGCUCUUGUUAGGGCAACUAUACCUGCCCAGUUCUAACACUCUGCUUGGACACUGUGUUUCUGCUGUAUCAUUUCUUUCUUUGAUAAUGCAUAUGUUUAACUGUGUUUCCUUCUUUUUCUUCCUAGAAUCGGGCAUUGAUAUCAGUGCAUAAGUUAACAGACGGCAGCAUGAAUAAAAAAAGAAAAUUCCCAGCCUUCUGGUUUCCAGAUCCGCGAUUUAUACCAAAAGGAUUGUAUUUUCACACAAACAGCCAUUUUCUGUAUGCAUAUGGCAAUCAGGUGUGUAAGAAGGAAGGUGUAUUAACAACUGGCACAUAGUGUUGAAAAGGUGGCAUGCCAACCCCCAACCUCUGUCAAUCGGUAGUAGGAUUCUGGGGGUUCCAGACCCUCACCCUGCGGCCGUGUUUCCCUUGAGAAGCAAGACACAGAAGUCACACAUCCUCCAACAUUUCUCUGAUGAAAAUAGGAACGCCCCAUUCCAUAACAAUAAUUCUACUAUUUAUACCCCACACAUCUUACUUGGUUGCCCCAGCACUCUGAGCAGCUUCCAACGUAUGUAAAAACAUAAUAAAACAUUAAACAUUACAAAACCCCAGUAUACCUGAAAGAGCGUCUCCACCCCCAUCAUUCUGCCUGAACACUGAGGUCCAGCGCAGAGGGCCUUCUGGCAGUUCCCUCACUGUGAGAAGCAAAGCUAUAGGGAACCAGGCAGAGGGCCUUCUCGGUAGUAGUACCCGCCCUGUGGAACGCCCUCCCAUCAAAUGUCAAAGAGAUAAACCUGACAUUUAGAAGACAUCUGAAGGCAACCCUGUUCAGGGAAGUUUUUAAUGUGUGACAUUUUAAUGUAUUUUUAAUCUUUGUUGGAAGCUGCCCAGAGUGGCUGUGGAAACCCAGCCAGAUGGGUGGGGUACAAAUAAUAAAUUAAUAUUAUUAUUAGGUCACUUCAGUGCUGCUAACACAGUGGUUUGACUUCACCCCCAGAGGCGCAAUCCAUUGUCUCUCAAGACAGAUGGAUGCCAACAAAGAUCUCUUAAACAAUAUUCAUUAUUGUCUCUCUCCCUCCCUUUUAGGUGUGGAUUUCUUAUGAUGGAGGCGCCACUUUUAUACCAUUUUUCACCUUAAAUUCUGAGACGAUUAUAGAGGUAGAUUCAUGUGUUUACACCCAAGCGAUUAUAUUUGUGACUGACUCGGCAAACCUUUACUACACUAAGGCAGGUAGGAAAACAUUAAAAAGUGGAGUCUCCUGCAGUCUUUGAAGACUCAAAUAUGAGAUUAUGAGAAACCAGAUUCCCCAACCUAUGUGUUCUCAUAGCUAGAUAGGGAGAAACAAAUGGAAGCACCUGAUGCACCUAAGGAAUUCACUCUCUGCUGGGCAGAACCAGGGAGCCCUAAGGGUGCCCAAACCAAGAACCAUGUAGACUAGAGACAUAGAUGCACUGCAUCUUCUAUGACUUCUACCUUAAGUGAGAUUGCAGGAACUUGGGUGACCAACAGCAAAGGCUAUUAUCUUGUCUCCUGAUGCCCCUAUUUUCACAUUAUUCUCCAGGGAAUAAAUGCCCUAUGCAUUCUGCUUGCUGAUAUAUCAUAGUGUAGUAUGGUUGGCUGGGAUCCAAAGAGCUGUUGCAAUCUUCUAGUGGAUCUUGGGGACUCUUAAUCCACUCAUUUGUUGCUGCAGCACCCUGAAUCUACCUUCCAAAACCCUCCACUGCAGAUCAAUCCAUUCAGACCAUGAGGCACAAGGAGCUUCUUCCGAAAAGGAACAACACCUCCUUGCAUGCUUCAAAGUAUUUGACCACAUAUGACCUUGUUAGAUCCUGGCCCUUAGGAACUAUUGUCUGAAGUUGCAUAAUUUAGAUAUACUUUAUCCUCAUCAAAAUUUAGAUAAUUUAGAUAUACUUUAUCCUCAUCACAGAAACCUAUUAUAUUCCCCCUUUUCUGUAGGUUCACCGAGAUAUGCCAAGCUUAUCCCUCCAGCAAAGGGUAUCUUCAACAUGUACUUUGACCACCUGGGAAUAUUAUAUCAUAUUUCUCUGAAUGAUUCAAUUGCCACAUUUGUAAAAGAGACGAGUGUAGAUGUGGACACUUUAUUGAAGGUUAAGGAUGCUUUUGAUGUGUGAAUGAAAAAUGUCUAUGAGAUUGUAAUAAUUGCUGUUCUUGUUAAGGACAAACCUUCACUCUUCCAUCAUGUCAAAGUAGGAAGCUAGUGCUAGAAAUGACAGUGGAGUCAUUAAUCCAGCAUUUUUUCACCACUAUCUAGAUAUCCUUAUAAUAGAUAUAAUUCUUUUUUUAAAAAAAAGUUAAAAGUUGAUUUCAGAAAAGCCACCAUUAUAAUAGGUUAAAUCAAUAAAGAUAAUUCUUUUGUUCCUGAAAAAAAAUAGCUGCUCACUGCUUUCUGGGGGGGAGUGGGGGCGACGUUUGCGGUCCCUCAAGCUCUGGCCUCACGUGCUCCAGUCAUUGCAGGAAAUCUCUCCCCAGUCCCAGGAACCCUGGUCGAUUCCCUGCCAAGAAGGACCAUUAAAGCUGGCAGUCUGGGCAUUGGCUAUUGCUCCUGCCUGGCCUGGCAGCAACACCUUGAAAGGCGGUGGGCCUCAGCGGCGCAGUCGAGUCCCAAUAACUCAGUCCGAACCAUAUUUCCUGUAUAUGUGCCCUAUAAGCCGAUGGAUUGCAUUAAUGAAACUUCCAGAAAACCAUUGAGUUUGCCCCACCCCCUUAGCACAGGCAAAGUCACAUAAUGCUUCAACUAAGUUGCCACCUUCAACUCCUUCACUUCUUUCAAGUGGGACUUGAAAGUGCUUAGCUUUAACUGACUCCUACCAUUAUCUUCAGUACCCUGAGCAAAUACUGAACGUAGUCUUGUACUCAUUAGAAAUUUAAGAGAAACUAGGGAGAAAUUUUGUAAUAUCAGUAUUACUUUGUGAUUUCUGCAGCUAUGUCUGUGCUGCUUAAUUACCAGUUUCUAAGCAAUUUCUUUUCUGAUUGCUAUUAUAAAUUAAAUUAUCCCUUAGUGUGGUGUGGAGCCAGCGUGAUGUAGUGGUUAAGAGCGGUAGACUUGUAAUCUGGUGAACCGGCUUCGCGUCUCCGCUCCUCCACAUGCAGCUGCUGGGUGACCUUGGGCCAGUCACACUUCUCUGAAGUCUCUCAGCCCCACUCACCUCACAGAGUGUUUGUUGUGGGGGAGGAAGGGAAAGGAGAAUGUUAGCCGCUUUGAGAAUCCUUUGGGUAGUGAUAAAGCGGGAUAUCAAAUCCAAACUCUUCUUCUUCUUAUUAUUUUUUUAAUUUUCCUAAGCUAGUUUAGCAAUUUUCCUAAGCUAGUUUAGCAAGUUUUUUAUCUAUAAACGCAUGAAAAAAAUAAUAUAAUUAAUUUUCUCACUUUGUUCCAGGAUAUUGACUUAGGUUUUGAAUUUCCUUUGGCUGUACAGUAUAUCACUGAAGAGCAAAUGUUACUUUUAAACCACGAGCCACGGAUGAUAACAAAACAUGAGAGAUUCAGUAGUCUGCAAAGUGGCAAAAGAUUAGAUUAUGGGUAAGUAUCAAUAACAGCAUAUGUUUUGCUAACAAGCAAUGUCUUGGUCUGUUCGGUUUUUCUUUUUAAUAUACCCUGCUAUUUUACAGAAUAUAGCAAAAUAGCAUCUCUCUAAUUUGGUUAAAUUGUUCAGAGGGUUGCCACUUUCUUGUUCUACCUGCUCUUAGAACCACUUUGUACUAACAUUUGUGAUGUAUACCGUGUAAUACAAGUUUCAAACAAAACUUGUAGGCUUCAAAAAUAUAUCAGUAGGUGAUGUGUGUGUUGUAGGAAAUUGGAAACGGUUUCUGCAGUGUGUAAUCUGUGGGGGAUGGGGACCCACCACCACAUUUGGGAGCAAAGACUGCUGGAAUCUGCUGUCUUCCAGGGAUGUGAUAUUGCUAGAGCCAGAAGGAACAGGUUCAGAUAAUAUGGCCCAUGAAAUAUUGUACCUACUGGGUGUACCUAACUUGGAGAUUAAGGGGUAUUUUCGUGUGAUUUGAUUUAAUAUUUGUAUUCUGCUUUCCCCACAACAACUGUUGAGCUCAAAGUGGCUCACAGUAACAAUAAUACCAUUACAAGUUAACAGACAUUGUGAUCAUGGUAGUAAAUUCAAAGCACAGGAGAAUAUAAAGCUAAAGACAAAUUCAUCAAAAAAUUACUACAAUUCAAUACAAAAUCAAAGUGAUUCAAAAGAUCAGAAAUAGCUGCUGAACAGCAGCCCUGUGCCAGCUGACAUGCUUGAAACCACAAUUUUCUCUUAGUACUAUUUUCCAGCAAGGGAAUCUUAGGAACUAGUCGAAAUUCGUUAAAAUUCAUUAGAUGUGUGAUCUGACAUCAUCAAGGUGGUAUUAAAUGUAUGCUUCUUUUUAAUUUAGGCCAGGAGGAUCGUGUAUAAUCAGAGAGGUUUUUAGGACGCCAGCUCCUCCGGGCUUUAUAUCAUCUGUACUGGUAGAUGUUCUAGAUCGGUUUCCUGUUGAAUCUAAAACUGCUAGCCCUUGUACAGCAAAUACUUUAAGAGUUUUGCCCCCUACAGGGAGCAGUAUAUCAUACAGGCUUCAGCUGACUUCUCCAGGUUUGUGCAUCACCUGAUAAUGAAAAGUUUUUGGAAGGAGGGUCUUUGGCUUAUGCUAAUCACACUUCAGGGGGGAAAUAUAUAGGAAAAGAAUUGUAGGGAAUACUAUUCAUCUAAUGAAUAUGCCCAGCAUUUCCUAAUUUCCUAUGUAGCCUCUUUUAUAUGUUCCUCGCCAUCCAGUCAUUUUUAUUUCUACUAGAUCCCCUUCCUAAAUCAACAGCCAGCCAAUCAGUCUCCAACUAUGUGUAAAUUCAUACUUUUCUUAUGGAGACAAAAUGGCGAAAAUGAAGAAAGGGUACGGAAGGUGUAUCCCAGAAAAGUAAGGUAAGGGGUUAAUCUGGUAGCCCCAUAAAAAGAAGAGAAAGAGCCCCCAAUUUCCAGCCUGUGAAUGAAGCAUGGGAUUUCAGGCUUCACUUGACACUGCCUUCAUUUCUGAGGUUUCUGGCAAAAUAGAAAGUUUCAUGAGCUGUUGGAGUUACAGGGCUGCUGUUGACUAGGAGAGUCACACAGGUAGUGGCAGUCUGUCAAAAAUUAGGAAUCUAAACUUUAUAUCAAAGAAGCCAUAGCUUCAGAUCAGUUUAUCUUUUGUGUAAAUUAAGCAUAUUCCUAGCAGUAGCAGCAACAACAACAACAAAGGGAAAUGCAGCUUCUGCACAUUGAAUGAUGUUUUCAUUAUUUUCUUGUUUUCCAGGUGUGAAUAUAUUUAAACCAACCGAUCUUGAGAAAACAGUGGUGAUUCCAGGCAGUAGCAGUUUCUUCAUUAUUCAAGUUGUGGAUGACCAAAAUGCUUUAGGAGAUGCUACUAUGCCUAAUAGGGUGCCUUUAAAUACAGACAUUCCACCUGGGAGGUGGUUCUUGUAUGACUUUGGCACUGCAAAUGCCAGAAAAUGGAAAAUUGUUGUUGACAUAUGUAGAUAUACAAUACAACAAUUUGAUGACCUACCACGCCAUGCCAUUAAAUACUUGGAUAUUGGGUCAAAGCUGGAAUUUAAAUUCAGAGUGACUCCAGUUAAUGUAGGUAAGACUGCAUAUAUUUCUUGUCUCUCCACUCUUCAGUAUUCUCUAUAAAAUGUCUGAAAGUUUUUGAAAUCAUAUGAAAGCAAACUCUUUAUAAAUUAUAAUCCUCUAAUAAUUUAGCUGACAUUCAGCAAAAUGUAUUUUACAUAUAUUUUUAUAUGCAUGAUUGCUUUUAAAAAUGUAAUAAUAAAAAUAAUUAUAACCAAGAUUUAUCAAAUAAACUAUCAAAGCUUAUCCGACUUCCAUAAUUUUUGCAGAUGUGUGUGAGAGAGAAGGAUUUGGUCAUUUGUAUCCAAAACUAUAUUCCAUUAAAAAUCCUUCAAAAAUAAAUUAAAAGGCAGAUAUAUUCACAAAUAUCUAAAAAAAGCACCAAACAGAAUUCUGUGUGCAAUAAUAAAUCUUAAUAUUUCCGUCUUUCAAAGCAUAGCAAGUCCUAGAUUUGCACUCGAUAACAUUUUAUAUUUCUUUGUAUACCCUAUUGUUGUUGUUGUUUAGUUGUUUAGUUGUGUCUGACUCUUCGUGACCCCAUGGACCAGAGCACGCCAGGCACUCCUGUCUUCUGUAUACCCAAUGAGAAGUCCAAUUUGUUAUAUGUAUUAAUUCAGCCAUUGAAAUAGCAAAUGCCUUCAAUUUGCUUAUUCGAUCCUUAAUUGAUGGUAUAUUGGAAAAUAUGUUAUUUUUUGCAAGGAAUUCAUCUUGAUUGCUAAUAGUGCUGUUGCUAGAACAAAAAUGACAACAGGAUGAGCCCUGCCAAGCACCUUUAGUUAAAUUAAAUGCCGAUGAAGUACAGUGGUGCAUCGCAAGACGAAAUUAAUCCGUUCCGCGAGUGUCUUCGUCUAGCGGUUUUUUCGUCUUGCGAAGCAACCCUAUUAGCGGAUUAGCGCUAUUAGCGGUUUAGCGGCUAUUAGCGGCUUAGCGGCUUAGCUGCUAAAAGGCUAUUAGCGGCUUAGCGGCUUAGAAAAAGGGGGGGGGAGCGGAAAAAAAUCUCAAGACUCGCAAGACAUUUUCGUCUUGUGAAGCAAGCCCAUAGGGAAAUUCGUCCUGCGAAGCAACUCAAAAACGGAAAACCCUUUCGUCUAGCGGGUUUUCCGUCUUGCGAGGCAUUCGUCUUGCGGGGCACCACUGUAAUCCCAUUUGUAUAAACUCUUCAGAACAGAUCUGUUUAUUCAUUAUGUUUGUCAGAUGCUUUCUACAAAACCUCGGAACUCGAACGUAAUCUGUUCUGGAAGACCAUUCAACUUCCGAAACUUUCAAAUUCCAAAGUACAGCUUCCGAUUGGUUGCAAGAGCUUCUUGCACUCAAGUGGAAGCCGGACAGAUGUUCGAGUUCCGAGGAAUAUUCGAAAACCGGAACACUUCCUUCUGGGUUUUGGCGUUCAGGAACUGAAACGUUCGGCAACGUUCAAGUUCCAACGUUUGACUGUACCAUGAUGAAUGGUACUGAAAAGCCACUGAGAACUCCAAGAGAACCGAGAAGGUCACACCUCCCCUCCAUAUCUGUCUUGGUAAAGGUCACUCCACAUGGCAUCCAAGGUAGUUUCUGUGCCAGAACCAGGCAUGAGACCCAACUGGAAUGGGCCCAGAAAAUCAGGGCUUGGAGGUAGCCACCUACCAACCACUUCAACACCUUCCCCUUCAUUUUGAAGAAAGGUUUGUUUCAAAAUGUAUAUGUCAUAUAGAUUUGGAAACUAGCGGGAUAUCCUAUUGACUCCCAUCCUGCCUACAGAUCUUUAUACAACUAUUUAUAAGUUAUAAUCCUCACUCUAAUAAUUUAACUGAUAUUCAACAAAAUGUAUUUUACAUAUAUUUUUAUCCUAUUGACUCCCAUCCUGCCUGUAGAUCUUUCAUAUGGAUUUCUCAUUUUGAUGUGCAUAUGCACACAGAUGUAUAUGAAGUAAGGGUACACUGGAAUCAGCCAAAAUCCUCAAGUAUUUUUCAACCCAACUGCAGUCUCAGAGUGGAGCUAAGUUUUGCCUUUUGUAUGAGGUUGUUCUACAGGAAAGAAAUAUUGGAAAUAAACAUUAUUCUCAUUGUUGUUUCCUUCCACAGCGUAUAAUGUGUUCCAUAAUAGGCUAAUGUACAUUGCAAUUGGAAGGCCUUCUCUACUGGAUGUGAGCACAAAAAUUUAUUUUGACGACAACAAUAGCAAUUUAAUCGAUAUCACUGUUCAUAGUAGAUUUUUUGAAAAGGUAACAUGCUACCAGCUCUUUUCAGAGUACCUUGAUAAAGUACACGCAGCUUUAAUGUGCAUUCAGACUCCAAAAAACUAUGUUAGCAAUCUUCUCCCAUGUUUUUGUACAAAACAAACUUAUGUUGGUUUUAGACCAGUUUACGCUAUGGCUUUCCUCACAGAACCCUAGAAAUUGUAGAGUAAUGAGACUUGGUUGCUAGAUGUGUUGGGCAUUCAUUGCAGAUGUUAGUAGGUGUGGCGGUGAGCUGGCAGGGAGGGGCCAGCAUGUGUGCUGGGGAAAGGCAUUGGGUUGGAUACUUAGUGUAACCUGGGGCUGAGAGGGAGCCUCUCCUGUUGGACAUGUAAAAAUCUCAGGGUACCCUGGUAAAGGCUUCUGGGCUGCAAUCCGAAGGUCCAGAUGACGUGAGGUGGGGGUGAUGGGCCAAGGGCUUCCGUUCAGUGGCCAGGGGCUGUCAGCUUAAUUUACCAGCAUCUUGAGGGGACCCUUAACCUAGGACUGACCCUUGUGAAUAAUCAUCCAGCAGUCAGGUAGGAUGAUUUGGGAUACACACCCAAUGCCUAUGCCAAAACCUCAUGGCCAAUUUAUUUCCAAGUUCUUCUCAUGUCAUUUUUGUUGCUUACUUCCCAGUUCCCAAGGCACACUGCGCACGGGCCUGCAAUCCCCCUCCCACAAGCACAAGCACAUUUUAAAAGCUAUAAAAUGUUAAUCAGCCAAACGCCUGAGAAACAUUUUCACCUGGCAACUAAAGAUAUGCAAUGAAGGCGCCAGGGAAGCCUCCCUAGGGGGAGCGUUCCACAAAUGGGGAGCUACCACAGAAAAGGCCCGCUUUUGUGAUGGCACCCUCCAGACGUCUUGUAGUGAAGGCACAUGCAGAAGGGCCUAAGGUUAAAACUGUAGGGUCCUGGUUGGUUUUUAUAGGGCGAGGCGGUCCUUGAGGUAUUAUAGUCCUGAGCCGUUUAAGGCUUCAUAGGUCAAAGCAGCACUUGGAAUUGGGCCCGGAAACUAAUUGGCAACACCUAGAACAGGCUGGAUCCUGGACAUAAAAACUAGCCACUCAUAGUGUUACACUCCUUUUGUGAUUCAGCUUCAGUUUAUCUUCUCAUCUUCAAGCAUUAGUUUAGCACAGACACAGCUAGACUUACUGAAAGCAAUGGGAUGCAAGUUAUUCAUGACUACAGUGCAAUUGUAUCUUACACAGGCGUUCAGUUCAAAACAUUCUACAUAUCUGCAAAAAUGUGUAUACUCAAAUCAUUGGAACUGAACCCCUUCAUGAGCAUCCUGGGACUCCAGAAGCCCUGAAGUGCUCUUGCGAGAUCUCACAGGUCCAUCCAAGUUCUCUCAAAAUCACCCAGGAGCAUCCAAGGCCCGUCACACACAGAGGCAAAGCAAGGCAGAGAAAGCUUAAAAGCUACUGUAGUUCUAUUGUUAUGAAUGGGGCCCAGUCCCAGCUAACUUUACCUGAUGUGUGACCCUUGUCUUGGUAUGAAUAUAUUGUUUGUCAUAGGCUUGUUUUGGAGUAUUAGAUUAAUAAUAUUUAAAAUGUUCCUGUGGGAGAGGCAUUUGUCAUACGAGAAUUCUUAAAACUAUUCCAAUGGACGACAGAAUUUGGAAUUCUUCUAGUACGUACAAUGCACACAUGCUGUGCUGGUGAAAUGAAUGCAAAUGCCUUACAUCAACAGCCAUGCUUGCAUGGAUAAGGCUCUAUGGCAAGGGUCAGCAAACUUUCCUACCAGUGGGCCGUCUCACUGUCCCUUAAAUCUUCUGGAGGGUUGGACCACACACACAUGUGCACACGCACGCACACACACUGGUGGAGGUGGGCUUCUCUCUUUCCCCCAGGCCCUCCCCUCCUCCUGCUUUCCUACCUCCUCCGGCGGUGGUUGAGAGCCGGUAGCGGUGGUGGCACCUCUCGUUUCUGGAAGAGCUUCCCAGGUCUGGGCCAGUAGGCAUGCCAAGCUUCGGCCGAAGCCCCACAACAUGCCCACAAGCCUCUCUGUCCAUGGCCUCGCUGGCCAAUCUGAAGCCUCGCCGCCUGUGUGCUGAGGAAACCAGGGACGGCUCUCAAUUGCCCAGUGUCGCUGCCCGCCCAAAGGCGUCCGUAGCUUCAAAUUGGCUGCGGGAGCUUCCUGAAGCCAAUCCAAAGCCACCUGCAUGCCAAUCGCGGAAGUCAAUCGCCGCGCUGUGCUAGUUUAGCAUGGGGACUGACCGGGCAGGGUCCUCAGGCUGGAUUAAAGAGCCCCUCUGGCCUUAUCCGGCCCACAGGCCUUAGUUUGCUGACCCCUGCUCUAUGGAGUCAGCUACAUUAGUCGAAAAACAGCGCUUUAAAUGCAUUAUAAACAUGCAACACCAAAUAGUGCUGGAGAAAAAACAAACAAACAAAAUUCUUUCCGAUUUUCCAUAGUGUUUGUUUUCUUUUGUUAUAAUGAUUUAAUUUCUGACUUAUUUAUGGUGGGUUUCCCCCCUGUGUGUAGAUUCAUCCUAUGAUGAGAAGCUAAUUAUAUUCAUCUAUGUUGGAGACCAAGUAAUGUUAUGCCUUUUCAUAAACUUCCCUAGGGUAAAACCACCGUAGCUGUGAUUAUCGCAUUGGGAUCUCUCCGAUGUGAAGUGAUAACUCUUGUCUUAACGCUGAAGAAUUCCUGCUCCUAUCUUAAAUCAAUGCACUAUGUUCUAUCUGCUAAAACCUCUCCUUCGGACUGGCUAGUUGAGGAUGUCAGCGCUGAACCAAAUGGCUCAGCGAUUGCCAGACUUUUAAAGCAGCUACCGGUAAGGAUCCUAAAUCCUAUAUGUUAGUUUCUUAAAUGUUCUGAACAGGGGAGGGGCACAGAUGUAUCCAUUGUUCUAUGAAGCCCCAGGAUGCAUUGUUCCAAAGCCCCACCCAGGCACAAGACUCCUGAGUUGGAUGGAUUUGUGUGGCCUAUGAAACAGAGAGCUGAGGACAUCACUACACUCUCUGGGAUCUGUGUCAGUGAAGCAGACAGGUAAAAGCUAACUUUUCUUCUGAUAGAAGGCAGGGUCAACAUUUCCAACUGUCUUUUUUUAAAAAUCCAUUUUUUAAAUGUUUCAUUAAUAACAAUCCUAUGGAGGCCACAUUAAUUCAAUGCCAAAUCAUGCCAAAUCACAAUACAAUCAAAAGAGCCAACUAAACAGUUCCGAAUUAAACAUCCCGUGUUCUGGAUAUCAGGAGUUGAUGUUAUUCCUUGAUCCUGCGCCAAUUCUCUUAAUUAGUCCAAGUUCCACAAUUCCGAUCUUAAUCCUUUGUUCUAGCAGCCACUAAUGUGAUGACUUUCAAUCGUGUUUAAUAAAUCCAAAUCCAUUAACUUGCAGAGGGAAUUUAUAUUCUGUAGCUGUGUGAAGUAUCUGUUUACCUUCUUCUUUUCCUUAAUGUUGUAAUCAGUCAAUUUUCUUCAACAUUGCCCCUCCAUUGAAAACUCAUGCGUAGGUAAGCUCCAUUUUGCCUCUCUGAAACCAAAAGCAAUCCAGGGUCCAGCCGCGACUUCUGAUUAACUUCCAGUGUUUAUCUCCUUGUUUUUUCUAACAAGUUGGCGUCUCACCAAAACCGUAAUAAAUCAGAAUCAGAGCUCUCUUUGGUUGGCAAUGUUACCAAUCAUCACAGUAUUCCACACAGUCUAUUCUUUCAAGCACUCCGUAAAAAAAAUUAUAAGUUCUUCUUGAAUCCCUCUUGCAUUCCCUAUAUAGUUGUAAUCCAUUAGUAAUUUCAUUCCAUAAAUAAUCGAUUCUUUUUCAGUGAAGGCUUGCCGAUCCAUAGCACAGCAAAAAUAAUGUAAAAAAAAGAGCAAAGGCUCCCCUUCAAUCACGUAGCAUUCCAGUUAUGAUAAUGAGAGUUCUCCUCAUAUCAAAACCUUGGCACUCAGUGGCUGAUUCAUUUCGCAGGUUACCAUUCUCUUUCUUCCAGAACACGUCUGUUUCUUAAGUCCAAAUUCAGAUACAUCUUGAAAGAAACAGAGAUACCUCCGCUCAUGGCGACUGCAUCGGGGAGUUUCCAAUACGUGCAGUGCUAUGCCCUCUGCGUCCCUUCAUUACGUCUGGGCUUCAGAGCUCUUCUCAGGAUAUUUGAAUCAGAAGCCCUUUUAUUUCCUUUUCCCCCUUUCUGUUCUUUUCCCACUCUUUUAUUAUUUUCAUCUUCAUGUUUUUUUCCUGCCUUCCUUUGGUCCUUCUUUUGGUGGUGUUGUUUUUAUGUCCUCUGCUCUGAGUCAAUGCGGGCGGGUGUGCACAUGAAGGUGAGGGCUGGCUGGUGAAGGACCCUGUGUGAGAGGCAGAGAAGGGAAGGUCUCCCAGGGUGGGAGGCUGGAAGAAGGGAAGCUCCCAGGUGAGAUCUGGGAAGAACCACCCCCUUAUGUGUGAGACACGGCUUGAGAUCUACCUUUGAGAGAAGAUUGCAUCUCUCUCUCUUUCUCUUUUUGUUUUCAUUUAGAUUAGUUUGCUUUUUAAAUUUGUUCUUUCAUCUGUAUUAAUAAAGCCUUAAUAAAAUUUUAUUAUUUUAAAAAAAGAAAUCUGUGCUGCUGGUAAUAAGUGUAUGAAUACAGGGUUGGGGAGAUGAUACAAACCGGUCUUAUUUUUCAUCAUAUAAUUUCCCCCUUUUUUCAUUUACAAAGAUUAUCAUACAAAUAAAUUUAUAUAACCAAUUAGAAAAUAUCAAAUCAUUGACCCUUUCUGUGCUUACUUAUGUUUUAUCUUUUAUCACUGCAUAUCCAAUUCAUAUCUAUUUACUAUUUAUCCUUUGUAUUUUAUUUAAAUGAUUUUCACUGCACAUUUUUAUGUCAGUCCCACUAACGAUUUAAUUUGUUUGCAAAAAUUCUUCAAAUAAUCAAUAAAUUUUCCCCAUUAAAAUGUGUUGUUUUUCAUACAGGUGAACUACAGGCCACCAUCUGUUUUGGGAAUUGCUGUUCCACUCACAGAAAACUUCUAUAAUGCUGACCCCAGCAAACCUAAACUGAGGGAUUAUUUUACAAAUUCAAAAGUAAGUCUUCAUAGCUAUGCCUGUAAGAAUUUGAGAAUGCGCAUUUUUCAAAAUUGCUAUCCAUUUUGCACUCCGUGCUGUUGCAUGUUCUUUACAUACACAUACACACAUUAAGAAAAGAGAUUUCUAAUAAAGAGGAGAAUCUUGAAAUUCAACUUCCAGAUGAGCAUUUCUAUAGAAUUUGCCCCAGAACUUAGGCAUCCUGCUUGCACAUACUAUAGACUCAACAUCUGUCUUCUUCCCACUAUAAAUAGCUGGUUUUCACAUACUAUUCUGAGAAAAAUAACCUGAAAACUUGGGCUCAAAUCCUUAUGUUUUAACUUUAUUGCCGCCUCAUAUCACUUGCCAAACCUUUGCAGUAAUAGGACAGAUCAGGAUCAGAACAUAUGUUGACACAAUUGCCCAACUACUUUCCACACACUCAAGGUAAAUAUACUUUAGGAGCUAUGGAAACAAUUUGAAGCACCCAGAGCAGCCAAUAUGAGCAUUUUCUUUUUUUGCCCUAGGUGAACUCUACUGCCUCACCCCAUUUUACAAUCCUCCAUAUUUUCCUGUUCUAUCAACAAGAGGCAGUAGAGGAUUGUAUGCAUAGCUCCUUUUGCACUAUUCCAUAUAUUCAAGAUAAUGAUAUUUUACAUAUGAUUAAAGACUCUCAAAGUCCACAGUAUCAAGGCUGCUUAAGAAUAUGGAGAGUAUAGAGAAGAAAAAGGGAAAGGCUGAAAAGCAGGCAGAGAACUUCAUCUGCAAAAUCAUUUGCUGUCAUCCAAGAACCCCAAUGUCCAUUCAGCUCAUUUGUCUCUUGCUCAAGAGAAUGCUUCUCUUCAACCCAACUGCAUAUCACGCUUCCUGUUCACUAAGGAACAAGAGUUAUUGCUUAGUUCUCUUUGCCCUGACUCUCCCUUUCUUUCUAACAACCUUUUCCACCAAAUUUGAACACGCAGGGCUCUCCAGUCCACUGAUAGUUGAAAAACUAUAGACUGAUUCAGAGGUCAAAUGAUUUCCAUUGCAUAUGUUGGUCUACUUUGUAAGCACAGUCGAGAAUUGCCUUGAUUAUACCUUCUUUGGGACACGGGUGGCACUGUGGUCUAAACCACAGAGCCCAGGGCUUGCCGGUCAGAAGGUCGGCGGUUCAAAUCCCCACAACAGGGUGAGCUCCCAUUGUUCGGUCCCAGCUCCUGCCCACCUAGCAGUUCGAAAGCACAUCAAGUGCAAGCAGCGGGAAGGUAAACAGCGUUUCUGUGUGCUGCUCUGGUUCACCAGAAGUGGCUUUGUCAUGCUGGCCACAUGAUCCGGAAGCUGUCUGCGGACAAACCCCGGCUCCCUCGGCCAGUUAAGCGAGAUGAGCGCAACAACUCCAGAGUCGUUCGCGACUGGACCUAACAGUCAGGGGUCCCUUUACUUUUUCCACAGAAUUCUGGACAGUACAAGCAAUGUGCUGGCAAGUCAAAUCGCUCUGAAUGUGGAUGUACAGAAAAUAUGAAGCUGUCCUUUUCUGUUGCCUUUUCUGAUUGCAAGGAGAAGGUAAGGUCUAUGCCUACAUGUGCAGCUUUUUGUUUGUUAUUCUGAGGAGUUAUAUAGUAUCCUGGAACCAUUACAUCCAGUAUGUAAAGUAUAUAAAAAUAACAGUACAUUAAGAAACCUAAGAAGAUAAAAAUACCCUUAGCUAGUGCUGAGAAGAUGACAAUGUUGUGGCAGGCAAACAUCUCUGGGGAGGAAAUUCUGCAAAUGGGGCGUCAUAACCAAUGAAUCCUUUCUCUGGCUGCCUUCUGCCAUGCCAAGGAGAAUUUCUAAAGACUCCCAUGGUUCUUCAAGGUACUGGGUUCCCAAGCCUUAUAGAGCUUUAAAGGCAAACUUUGAAUUCUGCUUAGAAAUGAACUGGUAGCUAGUGAAGCCUUUUAAGCCACUCACAGUUACUAACUUAGCAGCUGUAUUCUGCAGUAACUGCAAUUUCUGAGCAGUCUCCAAAGGUAUCCCCAGAUGCAGCCCAAUACAGUAGUCAAUCCUUGUUUCCAGAUAACUGUGACCAGGCUAUUGCUUUCAAGAAGAAGCUGCAGCUGGCACACCAGCCUAAAUUAAUGUGAAAGACAUUCCUUCCCACAAAGGCUUAUCUGGUUCUCCAUUGACAAAGCUAUAUUCAGGAGUGUGCUCAAUCUAAGAAUUUGAUCCUUUAGAGCAAUGUUUCCCAACCUUUUCCCAACCGUGGCCCUCUUCUGACCUUGUGUUCUUCCUUUAGCCCACCCCACAUGGACGUAGCCAAGAGGGGGGCAAGGGGGCAGCUGUCUUCCCAUAAGUAAAAAUCAAUUAAAAUCCAUGCAGAGCCAGUCCGACGCUGCCGAUGGGCCCUGCUCUCAUCGGCAACAUACGAUGGCUCUGAUCCGCUAGGUGCUGAGGUAGAUUGCACCCUGCACCUUGCAGAGUCAGGCCCAGGCUGCCACCGGACCCAGCACUGGCAGCAGCAACAAGCAACUCUGGCUCGCCCAGCCCUACCCAUUGCCACCCCACCACCGCACUUAGCUGACCUGGGAGUUCUGGACUGCGGGCUCUACUGGUCAAAACGGGAGCCUCAGCGAUUGCCCUCUCUUUCUGUUUUUUUUUUUUAAUAAGAUAUUUAUUAAGAUUUUCAGAAUAUUACAAGACAAAAAAAGGAGAAAAAAGAAAAAAGAAAAAUACGAAAUAAAAACAGUUAAAAACAAUUCAUUCCUUCCGUUACUUAGCCUUCAUUUGCUUAUUUCCAGGACCUCCUCACACCUCCCUUUUUUGUAUUCCAAUUCAGUUAUUAGUUCAACAAAUCCCUCCCCUCUUUAUGUAUCCUAAUCGUUAAUCAUAAAAUAUUUGUAAUUUUAGAUUUUUACCUAUUAAUAAACCAUUUUUUUCAUAUUCCCUUAUAACAUUUCGGCUAAAGACCACUUAGUUUCUAUCCGACAUCAUUCUAACAUUCAUUAAUUUUGCAAUAUUUCUGUAAAUAGUCUUUAAACUUUUUCCAAUCUUCUUCCAUCGACUCUUCUCCCUGGUCUCGGAUUCUGCCAGUCAUUUCCGCCAAUUCCAUAUAGUCCAUCACCUUCAUCUGCCAUUCUUCCAAGGUGGGUAGAUCUUGUGUCUUCCAAUACUUUGCAAUGAGAAUUCUUGCUGCUGUAGUAGCAUACAUAAAAAAAGUUCUGUCCUUCUUUGGCACCAAUUGGCCGACUAUGCCCAGGAGAAAGGCCUCUGGUUUCUUCAAGAAGGUAUAUUUAAAUACCUUUUUCAAUUCGUUAUAUAUCAUCUCCCAGAAAGCCUUGAUCCUUGGGCACGUCCACCAAAGGUGAAAGAAUGUACCUUCAUUUUCUUUACAUUUCCAACAUUUAUUAUCGGGCGAAUGGUAGAUUUUUGCAAGCUUGACUGGUGUCAUGUACCACCUGUAUAUCAUUUUCAUAAUAUUCUCUCUUAAGGCAUUACAUGCCGUAAAUUUCAUACCUGUGGUCCACAACUGUUCCCAGUCAGCAAACAUAAUAUUAUGUCCAAGAUCUUGUGCCCAUUUAAUCAUAGCAGAUUUCACCGUUUCAUCCUGAGUGUUCCAUUUCAACAGCAGGUUAUACAUUUUUGACAAAAUCUUAGUUUUGGGUUCUAACAGUUCUGUUUCCAAUUUUGAUUUUUCCACCUGGAAGCCAAUUUUCUUAUCCAAAUUGUAUGCCUCCAUUAUCUGAUAAUAAUGAAGCCAGACUCGCACUUUGUCUUUUAAUUUCUCAAAACUCUGCAAUUUCAAUUUGUCUCCUUCUUGUUCCAAAAUUUCCCAAUAUUUCGGCCAUUUGGCCUCCAUAUUGAGCCUUUUCUGAGCCUUUGCUUCCAUCGGUGACAACCACCUUGGGGUUUUGUUUUCAAGUAAGUCCUUAUAUCUUAUCCAUACAUUUAACAAUGCUUUCCUGACAAUAUGGUUUUUAAAUGCUUUAUGUGCUUUAACCUUGUCAUACCACAAAUAUGCAUGCCACCCAAAAACAUUAUUAAAACCUUCUAAAUCCAAAAUGUCUGUGUUCUCAAGAAGCAGCCAUUCUUUCAACCAGCAGAAUGCUGCUGAUUCAUAAUAAAGUUUAAGGUCUGGCAGGGCAAAUCCACCUCUAUCCUUUGCAUCGGUUAAUAUUUUAAAUUUUAUUCUGGGCUUCUUGCCCUGCCAGACAAAUCUAGAAAUGUCUCUCUGCCACUUCUUGAAACAGUCCAUUUUGUCCAAGAUUUGCAAUGAUUGAAACAAAAAUAACAUUCUUGGCAAUACAUUCAUCUUUAUGACAGCAAUUCCACCUAACAAGGAAAGCUUCAGGUUUGACCAUAUCUCUAAAUCCUUUUUCACUUCUGACCAACAUUUCUCAUAAUUGUCUUUAAAUAGGUUUAAAUUCUUAGCAGUCAUGUUAACCCCCAAGUAUUUUACUUUCUUAACCAAUGUUAAACCUGUCUCCUUCUGAAACCUCUCUUUCUCAAUCGGUGUUAAAUUUUUCUCAAGCACCUUAGUUUUUAACUUGUUCAACUUAAAUCCUGCCACAUGACCAAAUUCCUGAAUCAAUUCUAAUACUCUUUUAGUACUAGAUUCUGGCUCCUGUAACGUCAAUACUAAAUCAUCUGCAAAAGCUUUCAAUUUGUACUGUUUAGCUCCGACCUGUAUACCUUUAAUCAGAUGGUCCCUUCUGAUCAUAUUUAGCAAAACCUCCAGGACCGAAAUAAACAGCAAUGGGGAAAUUGGGCAGCCUUGUCGUGUCCCUUUCUCUAUCUUAAAUUCCUCUGUCACCACAUUGUUAACUAUUAGUUUGGCCUUUUGUUCUGAGUAAAUUGCACUUAUACCAUUUUCAAACCCUUGACCAACCCCCAUCCCCUGAAGAUUUUUCUUCAUGAAACUCCAAGAAAUAUUAUCAAAGGCUUUCUCCGCAUCUACAAAAAUUAAAACAGCUUUAGUAUUAAUAUUCACUUGUAGCAUCUCCAAAAUGUUGAUUAUAUUCCUCGUAUUGUCAGACAAGUGUCUACCCGGGAGAAAGCCAGCUUGGUCUUUAUGUAUCUCCUCCACUAAUACUUUUUUAACCUUUUAGCCAAAAUGUCUGCAAAAAUUUUAUAAUCCACAUUAAGCAGGGAUAUGGGGCGGUAGUUCUUAAGUUGUGUCUUUUCAGACUUAUUUUUCGGUAUUAGAGUAAUAUAAGCUUCCUUCCACAACUCUGGCGCUUUUUUCCCCUCCAAAAUUUCAUUGCAAACCUUUAAUGGUUGAAUUAUCCAAUCCUUCAAGGACCUAUAAUAUUUUGAGGUUAAGCCAUCUGGCCCUGGAGAUUUGCCCAACUGCAUGUUCUGAAUGGCACCUUCCACCUCCUGUUCUGUUAUUUUGUAGUUCAACAUUAACUUAUUUUCUUGGGAGAUUUUUUGAAGUCCAUUUGUUUUUAAAAAUUUGUCUAAAUCACACUCUUUCUGUGGCCCUUGUGUAUAUAGCUGUUUAAAGUACCUCUGGAAGCAUUUUCUAAUUUCCACUGGAUUCUGGAUGUUCUUUCCUUCCACUUCCAAGUUGGUAAUGGUGUUAAGUUUUUGUCUUUUUUCAUUUGCCAAGCUAACAGUUUUCCACAUUUAUUAGCCGAUUCAAAUGUCCUUUGUUUCAUCUGUUUAAUUUUCCAUUCUAUUUCCUGAUUCAUCAUCUUCAUAUAUUGAACUUGGUAUAACUUUAUUUCUCUCAGAGUCUCUUGUGAUUUUGGUUUCGCUCUGUUUCUUCUCCCCCUCUUUUAUUUUUUCCAAAAUUUUAUCUUUUUUCUCAUUUUGAGUUCUCUUCUUUAUUGCAUUCUGUUGAAUUAGAAACCCUCUCAUAACUGCUUUGCUUGCGUCCCAGAUUACUCUUUUUUCAAUGGUGGUGUUCAUAUUUAUCUCAAAGUAAUCUCUCAAGGUUUUUUGGGCCUUCUUGGUAAUUUCUUGAUCUCUAAACAAGGUGUCAUUCAUCCUCCAUCUGAAGGAGCCGGUAGGUGUUAAUUUCAUCUCCAUUUUCACAGCAUUAUGGUCGGAGCAGGCUUUAGGGCAAAUUUCCACUUUUCGAGUCUUAGGUGCCAGUCCUCUAGUAAUCCAGAUUUGGUCAAUUCUUGUCCAUGUCAUUUUGGCUUCAGAGAAGAAGGUUCCCUCCCUAGCCAAGGGAUUCUUUAUUCUCCAAAUGUCAAUCAAAUCCAUAUUGUCAGUCAUCUCAAAAAAGUUUUUGGUAGUCUACCAUCUUUGGUAACUACCUGUCUCUGCGACUUGUCCAUGUUUGUGGAUACCACUCCAUUCAUAUCUCCCAUCAUGAUAAUGUUGUAAUCCAUAUAGUCUAACAAUGUCUCAUGCAACUUCUUAAAAAAUUCAGAUUUCCCCUCAUUUGGUGCAUAUACUCCUACUAUCAGAAAUUUUUCUCCUUGUGUUUGGAUUUCAAUUGCCACAUAUCUUCCUUGGUCAUCUUUAAAAAUAAAUUUCGGUGAUAGGCUCUCUUUCGCGUAAAUUACAACUCCUCUCUUUUUAACCUUGUCCGGUGAAAUAAACUCCUGACCCAAUCUUUUAUUAAUCAAUACUUUCCUAUGGAGCCUUAUCACAUGUGUUUCCUGCAGACAAAUCAAGUCCAAUUGUUCCUUUUUCAAUAAAUGAAAGACUUUUUCCUUUUCUCCGGGAAUUAAAUCCAUGAAUAUUCCAACUUAAUAGUUGCAGGGACAUGGUGUAUUUAUUUUACUUUUCCUCCAACUGCACCAAGUAAUUGUUCUUGUUCUGUUGGUGGUAUCACCUUCUCUAACUUGUCCAAACCCAAAGGUAGUGAUACUAUGUCCUGUAUUCCUGGUUUUAAAGCUCUUGGCUCUUUUUCAGUUUCUUUUUGCAAAUCUUCGUGAUCUUUCAGAAAUUGUCUUCCACUGAUCUUAUUUUGAACUUUUUCCCUUUAAAAGUAAAAGAUAGGCCUUGAGGGAAUUCCCACCUAAAAAUGGUUCUAUUUGCUCUUAGCAGGGCCACCAAGUCUCCGUAGUUGGACCUGAGAUCCAAAAGAUGUUUAGGGAUAUCCUUAAAUAUCUCCACUCUUGAUUCCUUUAUUUCCAAGGUCUUCUGGAAGUGCAGGCUCAAUAUUCUGUCUCUCUCCUCUCUUGAUCGGAGGGUAAUCAAACAGUCUCUCACCCUGUUCUUUCUCCCCCCUCUUCCAAGUCUGAAAGCACUUACUAUCUUGAAGUCUAACUUGUCUGGGUCUAAGUCCCGAAAGUCUGUAAAUUCCUGCGUAAGAAAAUCACUCAAGUUGUCUUUCUCAAGUUCAGGUACAGCCCUGAUCCUUAGAUUUAUCUGUUUUUCUUUUAAUUCGAUCAUAGACAGCAAUGACUUAUGAUCCUCCAACUGCCUACAUAUCGGUGGUAUCAUUUCCUCUAUCUUUUCCUCCACAGCCAAUGCUUUUUGCUUAGCUUCUUCAGCUGUUUUUUGAUUCAAAGUAGAUUCCUGCAGCAGUUUCUCAAUAGAUUCUGUAUUUGAGUUCACCUUCUGCCCCAAGUUAUUGAUGCUUGUGGUGUUUUGAUCAAUUUUAGUUGUCGCUUCAGCCACUUGUUUGCUCAACUUUUCCAAAGAUUCAAAAAUUUUAUCUAAAGCUGAAGCUAAGCCCCCUUCAGCUGCCAUUCCUUUAGACGCCACCUGGGCUGAAUCUUCCCCUGGUGGGGCAGGGAGGCCGGGUGCUGACGGUCUACGCUGCUGCAGUCUAAUUUUACCAGAUCUUGUUUUUUUUCCUGAGUCAAGUCUGCCAUACCACUUUAUCUAAGGAUCAAGGUCAGUCCCACGAUUACUUGUUUGUGGUGGAAAAUUCCCCCUUAGUAUGGCCAGUUUAGAGUGGAAAAUUCCCUGGCCAAUUGUGGCAAUUUCAAAGUUCCUCUAGGGGGACACAAUAGCAGUUCCAAUUUGUAACGAUAGAAUAGCUAUUCCAACUUUCAAAAAUCCCCCCUUUAGCCAAAAAGAGCAACAGUUUCAAGUCAAGUGGAACUUUUCAGAAUCAAAGUAUCCAUCUUACAGAGCUAGCUGUCAAAAAGUUGCACUAUCCUUUGACAGCGCGUUUCCCAAUACGGCAGUUUCAGUGUCCCUUGACAGUCCGUUCCCAGGCAUUAAGUGAUGGUCUUAGUUCCCUUUCUCUCUUCUUUUGCGGGCAAAAGAUACUUCCCCUUCUCCCUUCCCUCUCCCGCACCACAGGGAGGGAGUUCUCUUUUUAUUGAUGUAAGAUUUGAGUCUUUUUCAACGCAAAUUUCAGGCUCUUUGCUUUGACAGUCUUUGCUUUGAUCUAUUUACAUAAAAGGAAGGCGGACUUCCUGUUUACACCUUCCCGCUUCAGUGCCGAAUUAAUCCAUUUUUUUCCCUUAAGUUCCCCGAUCUUCAGACUUAACCUACUCAUGGGUAGUUGUUUCUUAGCCGAAUUGUCACAGGAAAAAGGUCGGCGCUCUCCGGCAACAGCUGCGCGGCUUCACUCCACGGAAGAAGCAGUUGACUCUCAGCACCGCGCCAGACUCCCUGCUUCGCUCCGGAACUCUUUCCAGGGUUCCCUCGCAGAUUGGGGGGUGCUAAGGGUGCCCGCCGAGUCCCACGGUCACAGGCUUCACCCGCCUGUGAUUUUCGAGAGGGUCCCAGCCGCUGUAGCGGCAACACCCGAUUUCCGCGGAGCUACUCCCUCAAGACUAGAGGGAAUCCGCCAUUGCCGAUGGCGCCGCCUCCGGAAGUCCUCUUUCCUUUGCAUCUGUUAGUAUUUUAAAUUUUAUUCUAGGCUUCUUGUCCUCUCUUUCUGGAAACAAACCAGGACUGCUCCAAGAAAGCACACGUGGCAAAAAGGAACGUUAGGCCCUGCUGGGCUGCCUCCUUACCAGCUUGUGAAACGCUACUUUAGAAGGAGUGCAACCUUAUGCAUAACAGAUUUAACAGAUGUGCCACCUACCCACAGAAUCUCAGACCUUCUGGGACUGAUUUUCAGUCCAUUGGCUUUCAUUCAGCUCAUUACCAAUUUGUAAGUCAGACUUCCUAUUUAGCAGAACUAAACCUGCUUAUGUAAAUAAAGUGGUAUCUCGGGUUACAUACGCUUCAGGUUACAGACUCCGCUAACCCAGAAAUAUUACCUCGGGUUAAGAAAUUUGCUUCAGGAUGAGAACAGAAAUCGUGCAGCGGCGGCACAGCGGCAGCAGGAGGCCCCAUUAGCUAAGUGGUACCUCAGGUUAAGAACAGUUUCAGGUUAAGAACAGACCUCCAGAACGAAUUAAGUUCUUAACCCGAGGUACCACUAUACUUACAUUUGUGUCAUUCCACAUCGAUCCAUGCAGGCAUUAUUUUAAUGUCAGUGAUUUCUAUAUAUCUUACAUUGCUAGGCCCUGCGAAUGAAAUUCCCAGUAUCAAGGCUUCCUCUCUAUUUCACCAUUGAGGAUGAGGGUCGCUCUGUAAAUCUGACAUCUCCUUAUUUUAUCACAAUCAUAGAAGUCAACAACAGAACCAACUGGAAAGUUUCAGGUAGGGAGCGGAAGAAUCUUGGGAUUCAUCAUUAUCUUUCGUAUCGGAGAGGUUCUGUUGGAAAUACUUGUUGUCAAUAUAUUUUCAGGCUCUCUUUCUUGCCCUAUAGUAGAUGUGAGGAACCUUUGGUCCCCUGUAUGUUGCUGAAUUCCCAUCAUCCCUAUCCAUUGGCCAUGCCUGCUGGGGCUGUUGCAAGUUCUAGUUCAGGGAAGACUUGAUGUGGAAAGAUGUGAAUCUAGUCCAAUUCUUUCUGCAUGCAAAACCUAUUACACCCACAGACCCUUAAGGCCUGAAACAAGCAUAACACAACCCAUUGGUUUACCAUGGGUACACCCCUCCCCUAGCUGUUCUUCCUCCUCUAGUUCUCCUGCUAGCUUUUUCCAUGACUAAUAGUUAUGGUGGCACUCGGCUAUAACAAAGAGGAGUUCAGGUUAACCAACAUUUCAUAUUAAUGUUUGCCCACACCCCUCCUUUUUCACCCACUCGUGAUAAUUACCGGUAAUCACUGUUAGUGCUUUUUUCUGGGGGGAUGCAGGGGUACACAUAACCCUAAACAUUUUGUGAAUCUAAGUUUGGCCUUAUUGAAGGGCAGUAUUUCAAUAUGAGUAGAAAAAUGAGAGUACCCCUAAACGUUUUUUAGAAAAAAAGCACUGCUGUUUGUUAACCUCUGGAAAGCCGCUGUAGAACACCCUGCGCAGCUCUAAUACAUCAUGCUGUGCCUCUGAUACCUUUCUUACUUUUACAUUUCAUGAGAAAUUGAUCUGGCUAUUCAUCUGUAUUCAGGCCCUACUGAAAUGUAAAAAGAAGGAAGAAACUCAAACCUACCACUCUGCGACUGUUUUAACUGUUUUUCAGGUACCAAUCAAACAUCAAGUAUGUUAAAAAUGAAAAAAUAUUUGGAGCACAGACUCAAAGCUGAACUAUAUAACCCAGAUGGCCUAUCUAUAACGAUAACUGUAAGUGCCAGAGAAAAUACAUACAGUGCUACCUCGGGUUACAAACACCUUGGGUUACAAACACUUCGGGUUACAAACACUUCCAGUUACAGACUCCACUAACCAGGAAAGAGUGCCUCGGGUUAAGAACUUUACCUCAGGAUGAGAACAGAAAUUGCGAGCUGGUGGCAUGGCGGCAGCGGGAGGCCCCAUUAGCUAAAGUGGUACCUCAGGUUGAGAACGGUUUCAGGUUAAGAACAGACCUCUGGAAUGAAUUAAGUUCGUAACCAGAGGUACCACUGUACCUUAAACCCAAACUCUUCUUACCUUAAACUCUUUGUACAAGGGUGGUCCAACUUUGCAAACAAAGUGGGUCACAAGAGUACUCAUACCCUUUCAAAGUGCCCCAGUAUUCCUGCAUCAUCCCAGAAUUUGAAGAAACCAUCCCAGCUUCUCAUUUGAUCCUAGAAUGUCCCAUUUACCUCCUCCAGUGCCACUGCUGACCCUGUGGAGAGGAUGCGCCAGUGCUUGCAGUGAUGCUGCGCUCUCGCAUGAGUCAGCACGGUACCAAAAGACACACGUCCUGAUUUUCAUCAGAGGAAUGUUGGAGGAUAUGGAGUACUUUGACACGGAACCUGCGGGUCACACAAAGCCUUUUCAUGCGGGCAGGUGGGAUGGGGUGGUGGAAUGAGGCCAGAAUUGAGGCCAACCCUUGUGCUGCUUUCCCAAAGCUGGGUAAUAAAGGCAUCGGGCUUUGGGAAGGAGAUGGGAGGGCUCUGGAAGGGUCCUAGAGCCCUCCUACCUGCUUCCCAAAGCUGGGAAAUCACUAAGUAGUCUUUGGGAAGGAGACAGGAGGGCUCUAGGAUCCUGUCAGCCCUCACAGCUCCUUCUCAGCACUUACCCAAAUUAGAGAAGGCAGCAUGAGGGCUGGGGAGGGGGCAUCAGAUGUUGCUGAGGGUUGGGGGGAAAAGCCUUGAGGGCCACAUGCGGCCCUUGGACCACAUGUUGGGCCACCUGCAAUAUACAUUUGACAUUAAGUAAUUUGCAUAUUAAAUCAAAAUAUCAGAAAUUCACUGUUCCAAGGAUAUAACACAACUGCUAGCAACACUGAUUUUAAGGCUGUACAGUGGUGCCUCGCAAGACGAAAUUAAUUCAUUCCGCGAGUUUUGUCGUCUUGCGAUUUUUUUUCGUCUUGCGAAGCACGGUGUCGGGAAAGUUUUGGGAAAGCUUCAAAAAUCACCAAAGUCUUUAAAAACCUCAAAAAAGGCUACCACACCGCGUUCUAUGAGUUGCUCCUCAAAGUCAAGUCGCAACUGUAUUAACGGUGUUAAGAAAAAAGGAAACAAACUUGCAAGACGUUUCUGUCUUGCGAAGCAAACCCAUAGGGAAAAUAGUCUUGCGAAGCAGCUCAAAAAACAAAAAACCCUUUCGUCUAGCGAGUUUUUUUGUCUUGCGAGGCAUUCGUCUUGCGAGGUACCACUGUAGUUAUACCGACAUGGUACUGCACAUUAUUUCUGUGAAACGUUUCAACUGAAUUAAUAGCCAAGGAUUACAAUUUUAAUUAAAAAAUGAAAACAAAUGUUACUGCAUAUUAGUAACAACUUUCCCCCUUUACAACAGGGAUCUGAGCUUUUCCAUUUCAGGGUAUCAACUAUUCCUGGAGUCUCCUUUUGUAACUUAUUUGACGAAUUUCAGGUAUUGUCAUUAGCUCUUUUUUAAAAACAACACACAAAUUACACCAUACUAUAGAAUGAAUUAACAAACAUAAAAUAGGAUACGAGAUUGUACAAAAUGUUUCCACAUAUUUAGCCCUUACUUCAGCACAUUCCCAGAGAACAGCAGGAAUUAGCGGGUGCAAGGGGACUGGACUGGAGAAGGACACUUUAGGGAAACACACAGAAGUGGAAGCUAAAGCAGACUGGAGCUCAUAUAUAUAUAUAUAUCCUCAUACAGGGUGUGUUUUUUAAAAGAACACGUGUACUCUGUAUCCACAGGGCCUCUUUUAAAGGACUCACCCUGUAUAUAUGAAUGACUUUCUGGAUGCCAAGGCCCAGGUCUGAGGCAAGUACUCUUUAGUGAGAGAAGCCCAGCAGAUAUUUAAAUAGCACAACUGUGACUUCAGUCGUUGACUAAGAACACUGCAAGGCAGGAGUAGCCUCUUAGCUCACAAAGGCUUUGAAUGGUGCCUGAAGAUUUUGCUUUGUCACUUCUGUUGUACAAGCUCUAGAAACAUAAUUGUGAGGGGUGGGGGUGGGGGUUAAUUAAAGUUCAGAGUUUAGGCCAUGUGCUGGCUCUGGCACAGCAAUAUGCCCCCUGCCCUCUUGGCAGACCUGCCAGUGCCAAACAUAUGACCAUGGAAAGGCUGCCAUCUCAAACAAGAGCUGAUAGAGUCACUUGGAUAAUCUGGGCCAGGUUAACUUUCUGCUCCAGCCUUUCCAAUUUAAUGCCUUCCAGGUGAUUUGGGACUGCAAAGGGCUAAUAGGGAUGGAAGUCCCAAAUGUCUGGGAAGGCUAGUCUGCCCUGGCUGGCAGCACCUCUCCAAUAUUUCAGGGAGAGUUCCAGCAUGGUUGCUGCCGGUUCCGCCUCCUAUUUAAGCAGUUGGCCCCGCCUCCCUGCAGGGCUGAUUAGCUAACUGAGCUUUGGUGGGAACCUCCAAUGGCUAUCACAGGGAGUCAGGCCAGCCCAGCCAGCUGGUGGGUCUCAAGGGGCCGGGGUGCUGCACGUGGUCCCGCAAAAGGCUCCCACAAGGAAGGUGUGAGCGCUCAUUCUUAGCCCAUACUUUUCUGGGUAUUUUAUUUUACGAGGUACAAUAUAAUGCAGCAUCUUGCAACAAACCGCAUGCAACGCUUACCAAAUUGGUUUCCCUAUAAACUCAGAUGACUGCUUCUGUUCCCCCACCACUUAGAUUUGCAUAUGCCAGCUUUCGCUAUCACUUAGACCGGUUUCACUAUCUUGUAGUCAACAUUAUGAACAAUAGUCAAUUUAAAGGGAAGUGACUGCUGGAAUUACAAUAUUUUCUGUUGCAGAUUUAUAUUGACGAUUCUCCACUGGCAUUCCCAGGAAACUAUCUUAUCAGUUCAAUGACGACUAUAUUAAUUGGAGGCAUUAUUUUUGUGGCAUUUAUUCUGUAUGUAUUUGAAAUUGAGAUAAGGAACUUCUUAAAAAGGAAACUAAGAAGAAAUAAAGUGGCAUCAAAACCCCCACCCAAGAGAACUUCAGUAGAUUCUGGUGAUUCUGCAGGAAGUUGA
Molecule: messenger RNA, 49389 nt
Organism: Podarcis lilfordi (Lilford's wall lizard)
Lineage: Eukaryota; Metazoa; Chordata; Lepidosauria; Squamata; Lacertidae
Source: the annotation of a GenBank genome assembly